GAAAGAUCUGUCUAUGUCAGAUUUCCCUUUCUUAUCCUCCCAAAGAGCAGUGAGGCAGGACCAGUGAUACAUUCUGCUUGGAGAUCAGAUGUACAUUCUAUUCAGGCAGUCUGCAUCAGCAGCCGGGGAUCUUCAUCACUCUAGCAACCUGGCCAAACAUUAUUGCACUUAGAAGACCUUCUGGAUCACAGUGGACACAGAGAGAUCCAAGGGACUAGGACUGGUGGAAGAAGAGAUCGGGUGGCGGUGACUGAGCAACUGGAGGACAAAGUAAAAGAGAACUGUGCAGAGGGACCCCUGGAUAUUAUAGGGUCCUGUUUAGGGAGAUUGUACAUUGGAGAAGCUUCAGAACAAUUUAGAAGCUCAUCAGCUGGUGACAAGCUUGCAAAGACAAGUGUUUGAAGAGCAGAGAUGGCUAAAGUGAAGCUCUUGCUGGGACUCCUGUGGGCAAUAGGUAGGUGCAUGGACAUCCUCCUUUGAAAUACUUUGUUAAAACUUCCCGCUCCACAGAGCCCAUCUUCUCUCGUGUUGAGCUGAUUAGUCACACAGCCAUGCAGUGAGCUGAUACCUAGUGCAUGGUAAAUAGGGGGAGCUUAUUGUCAUUCUUUCCCUGUUGUAGAAGGGGUGUUGGGUAGUGCAGCAUGUGGGAUUCCUCUCAUCCCCUUCCUAUUGUCCCUGUGUCUGGUUGCCUUUAAGAUUAAAGUCUGGCAUGAAAUGAAAAGAACAAGUUUUUGUUAUCAGUCUGGCUGUAUCGUUUGAUAAAACUGUAUAUAUAAAGUAUCGUAUCGUGGUCACUUUUGUAAGCAACACUUUGUUUAAACAAAUCUACUUACCUUUAGUAUGCAGCAUCCCUUUUCUAUGGAUACUGCAGGGGGACAUGCAUACAGAUUUGUAGUGUUAUUUAUAAAAAAAUAUACAAUUCAGACAUGAGUUUUUUUUUAAUAGGAGCAAGCAUCAAAAACAGUGAUAUUCCACCCACUGCAGUUUAAAGUUUAUUCCCAAAGUUGAUCUUUGUGCGCAGUUUCACCUGUCUUCUUGCGAGCAAUACAUUCAACAUAUUUAAUAGCAGUCCUGGGGUAAAAAUUUAAAAGUGGUGCAAUCACUAUGGAAACCAGUGGAAUGCUUGUGCUGAUUGGUCAACAUUUUUCUUGGCUUGCACUUUAUGAAUAAAAUCAGAUUGUGUGUGUGUGUGUGUGUGUGUGUGUCUAUAAUACCAAGAGGGCUGCACUCACCUGAAUAUAUAUAUACACACACACACAGUUUAAACGUGUGUAUAUAUAUAUAUAUAUAUAUAUAUAUAUAUAUAUAUAUAUAUAUAUAUAUAUAUAUAUAUAUAUAUAUAUAUAAGGCAGGGCUCUUUAGAUGAAGAAGCAAAUCAGUUCUAGUAUGGCACUCAUCCACAGCGUUUUACAAUGUAUGUCAAAUAACAUUUGUAAUUAUACAAACUGAAUACAUAUUUAGUGACACUGCCAAUGGGUUUGCAAUCUAGAUGUAUGUAAUCAAAUGUAUCAUUGAUUGUGCCAGUAUAAGGAGUACAUUAUAACAAUUAGUAUACUAUGCACAGUGAGUAUGAUGAAGAUGGAAUCUGGAAGCAGGUCUCUGCAGUCACUUUGCACUGAAUGUGGAGAAAACUGUGAGGCACUGAGUGUACAGUAGUAAUGUAUAGAAUAGAGACAAAAUUAGGCUGAUAUGCAAGAAGUCCAUUGCUUACAAUGGAUGAAUCUACUGAAAAUAUGGAAUUAGUUCACAAAAUUGUUUUCUAAUUUGUUUACUUGAGGACAAGUGGAAAUACUUUCAGAAUGCUAUGUUUUCAAAUUGCACAAAAGUUAUAGUUUCAAAACUUCCCCUUAAUUACUUCUUGCUAUUUGGAGUUGGCAUUGUAGAUUUAUGAUGUGUAAAAAAAAAAAAAAAGUACUGGGGGAUAUUUCACUAAAUUGUAAAUUGUUAGGAAUUCAAAGUGCAUUUCAAAUUUAGUGCAAAAGAUCAAGUGAAAAUGGAGCUGAAUUGGAUAAUUCAUUACGAGGAUAAUUGGCCCCAGAACAGAAUCAACGUUUUCUAUUUCAGCUAUUUUUUCCUAAAUUUUGAAAUUUACAGUGAAUUAACUUUAAAUUCCCAGUAAUUCUCCCUGAAUAUCCGGUUAGUGUUUCUGAUCUUUUUUUUUUUUUUUUUUAUAUAUAUAUAUAAAUCUUUAUUUUCAUUUUUUUUUUUUUAAUUCAAUCAGGUACAGAUACAGCUUUCAACUGUAGUUUUAAACACUGUAGAAAAUUACUUAGCAGUAAAAUAGUACGUAUAAAUAACAAUAGAACCGUGCUUCAAAUAUACAUCUACCAGUUUUCUGCUGUAUCUACAGCCGUACAAACAUACCAUACAUACAAUUCAUCUUAUCCAUACCACAUUUUCACUACUACCUACAAUUAGCUAUCUAUAGGGGGGCAGGGGGGUUUGAGUUUUUAUAGUUAAUAUAUCUAACCCAAGGGACCCAAACUUCAUUAUAUUUUUCUCUAGAUAUCUUGUUUAGGGCUAUCCCAGCUUCCAUGCUACGUUGGUAAUCUAUCUGUGUACAAAUAUCGUGCCAAUUUAACACACCCAUUUUUCUCCAAUUUCUAGCCAUAACUAUUUUUAUUGCCAUACAGAUGUGGAUCAUAAGAAUUUUUAGUUUUAUAUUGCUUUUUGGCAGGUCUAAAUGAAACAAAAACAUUUGAGGCGUAAUCACAGUCUGAAUCUCAAACACAAAAUCCAUCAAUUCCGCUAAAAUUAAUUUCAUAGGUUUCAACUCCUCACAGUCCCACCAGAUGUGGGAGAAUGAACCUAACUCCCUACCACAUCUCCAACAAUCUGGUAGAAGUGUGGGUUGAAAUCUAUGAAGGCGGGUAGGGACCAAGUACCAGCGGUAUACUAAUUUGAAGUAUACUUCCUGUAUAUUCACCCCAUGUAUAUAUCUUUUUACUGCUUGUAAACCCAAUAACCAGUCCUCGACCGAAGAUGAAAAAUGAAGUUCUUGCCCCAGAACAGAAUCAACUUUUUCUAUUUCAGCUAUUUUUCCCUAAAUUUAGAAAUUUACAGUGAAUUAACUUUAAAUUCCCAAUAAUUCUCCCUGAAUAUCCGGUUAGUGUUUCUGAUCUUUUCACACUGUAGUAAAUAACCUUUACAGGAUUUAGUAUUCGUAUUAUAUUUAAUGUAACUGUAUCGCACCCAAUUAGUUCAGUUGCUGACAUCAUAUAUGGAGUUAUUUGAACUAGAAACUGGGGUGAAUUGACAAAAAAAAUUAAGUAUUAUAUUCCAAAAUAUUUUAAAAAUUGUCAUCCUGGCUGUUUUUUCACAGAGAUUUCUAACAGGUGUCAGUAUUUUAGAUUUUCAGUGAGAGAAGACAUCUGUUUCACUUGACACAUGCGUCAAAAUCACAAAAAGACAAUCUAUAUCCUUAGCCUAAACAUACACUGUUGGUGCAUACGUUAUUAUUAAUUUUGAGAAGGGAGAUAUUUAAGGGAUUUUUUGUUAAGUUUGUAUCACGACACCCUAUUUUAUGUGUUUCUGUGUGAAUGUGACUAAAUUAAUUUAUAAACUGUAUGUGUAAGUCUAUAAACCAUUUGAAAAGAUCUUGUUUUUUUUCUACACCUUAGUUUUAAAAAUGUAAAAUGUGUAAUUUUUAUACAGUAGUUUGAGAUCAUUCUGACUACUGAAAAUAAUUUUUUGAAGUAGUUCCACAUUUAGUUGUAGAAUAUAAAGAAUAAGAAAAUAUUGUGCUGGUUUGAAAAAUCAGUGUGAAGUAGAAAUGGUGCCGAUUUUUCUAAUUCAGAAUUUUAUCCGAAAUAGUUUUUUAGCCUAAACUUUGUGAAUCAGUUUUCCUGUUUCCGCAAAUUCUUACCUAAUGAAUACAACUCAGCCUAUUUGGAAACAAUUUAUCAAUAUGGAGGUUGUUUUAUUGAGGGAAAUUCACAAAUCUAAUGUACAGAGCUCUCUAUUAUCCAUCCAAGCAAUCACUAAUUGAAUAUCUGCCACUUUCUCCAUGAUCCGUACACUGUUAACACCAAAAACAACCAAAAUAUUAAUCCUUUUUCUCAUAAUGUCGCAACUGGAUUAUUACAACUCUGUGUUAAUGAGAUUACCUUUCUAUUGCCUAUCCCCUUCAAUCUUUCAUAAACACCUCUGCUUUUGCCCUACUCAUCGGUCAUCUUCCACUUUGCCCCUUUCGUCAUGUUCCUUACAGGUUCUGUCACUUCCAGAAUAAAAUCCAAAGUUCUGACCACUGAUUGCUGAGCUGUGAUACUGCAAAUCUAUAACCUCUGCUCUUUUUUUCACAUACUUUAUCACCUGCCCUCUUCAUUCUGUCUAGGACUUGCACCUCUCGUCUUCUCUUGUUACAUCCUUCCAUUUCUGUUUCCAGGACAUCUCCCCACAUUCCAUAAAAUUAGGCAAUCGUUGAAAACUCACCUAUUCAAAGAAGCUUACUACGUCCGUAUCAUCUGAGACCUAUACAGAAUUCUAAAUGAGUAAAUCCUCUAUCUGUUCCUACCUCGGUCAUCACUUCCAGAAGUGUCCCCUGCAACCUGACUUUCCUCUUCUUCACAACACCCUUACUAGGGCUUAAAAUGUUAAAUUUAUAGUACUCUGCUACUAGUCAGAUCUUAAAAGCUACUCACCAUUGCAAACCAUAGUAUACCCUUCAAGGCGUGCUUUUCUACUUGCCAGGGCUAAAUUUUCACUCGCCAAUAUAGAUAGUGGAAAUUUUGAGUCCUGUUCUUACCUUUUGCUUCUGUCAUUCAUUUCCCUUUGUAGAUUUUGGGCUUGCAGCAGUAGGGCUAUCAGUUUUUCUAUUCCAGUAUGUAGCCUUGUGUAUGUUUAUGUUUUACAGUAUCUAAUGUUAAUCGUCAUUAACAUUAGAUACUGUAAAACAUAACAUACAACACUGAAACACUGGGUUAUUGUGUUAAUAACCCAGUGUUUUACAAAAUUUAUUCCUAUUUAUGUCUUUACACAUUUGAUUUAAUCAAAGGCAAUAUUGAAAUGCCCUUUCAUUCAUUACAUUAAGGAUGCCAUGGUCCUUGAGAGCUAUAAUCCUCUAAGAUAUUUAGGUAUUCUCCACUAAAUAGGUAAACAGUUAAAUAGACAGUCCAGACACUAUUAGCAUAAGUAAGACAGUAGUUAUAGUGCUAGGACGUUGUCCCUUUUCAAAAUGUCUAGUUUUCUUCAUACAGUUGUAAACAAAAUUAUUUAACAACCAUCAGGUUUAUUGUCAUAAUUUUCAGAUCUUUAGCUGUUUGCAAUGAACAAAUAAAACAAAAGCAAUUGCAGAAGCUCAACACAAUGAAUGCUUCAAGUGGUUUCCCAACUGAAAUUGCAACUUAUAAUGACUUCUCCAGUCUCAACAUUUUUAAACCCAAUAGAAUCCCUUACAACAGCACAAAUGCAAAACCGGUAUUGUCUCAAGCAUACCUGAUGCAACUAAUCGAGGCUUCAACACUUGAAAUACCUGAACUGGUUGGGGGUUGUUGAGUGUCACAUUUGACUGCAUGUUAUAAGUUAAGAGAAUAUAUAAUCAGCCUUCACAAACAAGAAAUAGUAUACAAAAAUAUAGUAAAGGCUUUGAAUGUUCCUAGAGACACAGUUGUAAGCAUAGUUUGCACGUUCAAAGUUCAAAGAACAGUGGUUACACUACCUGGACCAGUCAGAAAAAGGAAGCUAUCAAUGGCUGCUACCAGAUUUCUGAGAAGGCAUCUUGUAAAAAACACUCGAGUGACUGCAAAUGAUCUGCAGGAAAACUUGGUGAUAAUAGGAACUGAAGUCUUAGUAAGCACAGUAAGGCGCGUACUAAAAGUAGAUGGUUUCCAUGCCAGAACUCCAAGACGUAUACAACUGCUGAUCCAAAAGUACAGAAAAAGUUUACUCCAAUAUGCCCAAAAUCAUAUAAAUAAGCCACAGAAGUUUUGGAAUUCUGUGCUGUGGAGCGAUGAAACAAAACGGGAACUUUUUGACCCAAUGGAUCAGCGGUAUGUCUGGAGGAAAAAGAAUGAAUCAAAUGCUGAAAAGAACACUCUGCAUACAGUAAAGCAUUGUGGUGGUUUGGUGAUGUUCUGGGGCUGCUUUGCAUCCUCUGGUAUUGGAAACAAGAUGGAUUCAUUGAAGUAUCAGGAAAUCCUAGGAGAAAACAUUAUGCUAUCUGUGAGAAAGCUGAAGCUUGGGCGUCAUUGGACCUUCCAACAAGACAAUGAUUUCAUGCAUCUCUCAAAUUUCACCAAGGAUUGGUUGCAGAUAAAGUCCUGGAAAAUUCUACAGUGGCCAUCACAGUCACCUGACUUAAACCCCAUAGAGAAUCUCUGGUGAGAUUUUUAAAGAGGGCAGUUGUAACACGCAAACCCAAGAAUAUUACUGAACUGGAGGCCAUUGCUCAUGAGCAAUGGGCUAAGAUUCCUCAGAAACGCUUCCAGAAGCUGGUAUCUGGCUAUGCAUCUCAUUUGCAGCAGGUCAUAACAGCAAAAGGGUGCUCAACUAAGUACUAAAUAUGCUUGCCAUGAAGGAGUUGAAUACAUUUGAGAGUGGAGAAGUCAUUCUAAGUUGCAUUUUCAGUUCAAUUUGGUUAAACCACUUAAAGCAUUUGUUGUGCUGUGCUAUUUCAGUUGCUUUUGUUUGAUUUGUUCAUUGCAAACACAUGAGAGUCUGUAAAUUUUGACAAUAAAUCUGAUUUAUAAAUGGAGGAUGAAUAAUUUUGACUUCAACUGUAUAUCCUAAAAUGUUCCAUAUCAUAACUCCACUCAGCUAGUGUCAGGGAUAUGUGCGUCCUCAUUUAACUGUACAAAUAUUUAACCAGUCUAGUUGAUCAGGGCUCUUGCGUGAACAAUGAAGGUGGGCAAUGGUGCUGUGUGCAUGCUUAUUGACAGACUAGCUUUAUAUAAAGUAAAGGUGGAUUUCUGUGAGUAUGCAAUGACUGCUCAUUCUAUAGAUAGAAGUUUCCUUUAAGGACAUUAGAGACUAAGGGUGGAGUUAUAAUGCUCAAUAUCUUAUGACGUUAAAGGAACACUUCAAACACCAUAACCACUACAGCAGGCUGAAGAUAGUCUAACAGUUUGCUAACAGGUUCAUUUCUUAUCUGGGAUCUGCCAAUUGCUUCUCAUUGCCUCUCCUCUGUGUGGAGAGCCUUCUAGGAGCUUCCAGUAGCACUCUUGAGCUAAGCACUGCAAUUUAUGACCAACUCAUUUGCUGAGAGCAUCAGCCAGUGUGAACGUCCAAGAGAACAUCUGGCUGCAGAGAGACAAGGAUUGAUGCCCAAUAGACUCCAGGUAAGGAGUCAAAUCGUUAGCAAGCAAUUGAAUACUUAUAGUGGGGGAGAGGGUGUACCAGGGCACUCAUAGCAUUAAAUCCACUAUAGCGUGUGCUUUAAAAUGUGAGCUUGCAAGAGCAUGCUCUUUACACUUUACCAAAAUAAUAAACUGUAGUGUUUAUGGUAUUGGAAUUUUUUUUAAAAUUAUUUAUCAAUUGGCAAUGCAUGUCUCCCAACCAUCCCAAAUUUGUCAGGACAGUCUUGAUUUUCCAGUCCUGUCCCACCUUAGUUUCCUCUCCCUCAUGUCAUGCCUGGAAUGGUUUUCAGUAGACGUGCUUGCGCUAUGAUUAGCGCAUUAGGACUCGAGCACUGAAAUUGUGCUCCUUGCAGAGUCUGCCCUCAGUGGACCAGGUAGCCUGGUGUGCAUUCACACCAGGCUGAACUGCCAUUAACUCUGAUGACUCUCCCGCCCCCUUUCUGGAUGGGUUUUUACCCUUUGGAGGUGGAUACUCCCUCCCACCCAUCAUCCUGAAGAAUGACAUUGCUAUUGCUUUCAUUUAAAAUCUAUUGUGAAGUUGAAUCUUUUCUUAAAUUGGCAAUGUCACUGUUUGGUGACUUUUCCAAAUUUGCAUAGUCCUCCGAUGGUGACAUGGCUGGUAGUGAUCCGGUGGUGUUCGCCGCCAUCUUGAUUCAGCAGGGUCUUCUUCGGCACCGACGUCACUGCUGUACCGUCGCACAUGUGUAAGAGUACAGAAUUGAGGUCUAUGGGGGCGCAGGAUCCUCCAUAGAAGCAGCUAAUUCCCUGCAGCCGGAACUGAUGAAGGCUGCAAGGAUUGACUCUGUGCUCUGCCUGAGUCAAAGAAAGACAGGUGGAGGAGAAAUACAGAAUACCUAAUUUCAUUGAACUUCCAACACAGUCAAAAGUGGUUGUAACGGAACUCCCUGUACCCCUGGCUGGGUACCUCCGUCAAGGACCGCUUCCUAGCUGGAACAAGGGACAAACCUCAGCACUUCUGCCCACAGUCGCCGUGGCUUGACUGGGGUCUGGGAGCCGUUCCCUCCUGGAACCAAAUGUGGAACUCGCUCUAGCAACCCCCAGGCACUGGACGACACUCAGUCCUGUGAGCUCUAGUCCGUACAAGGACUUUUCCCAUUGAAUCCUCCACACUGGAACAGUGAUCAGUUAUCACUUUCUCUUCCCAGUAACCAGACAACACAUAGUCCUGGGAGUACAAGCUGUAAUCUUUUAAUCUGGCCAGAUGGCUUGCUUUUAUACAAUUCUAGACACAGUUAAGCACGCCCCUGACACUCCCACACAAACAAGAUAAUCCCUUUCCUGGACCUGAGAGGGGAUUCGUUACCAGUCCCAAACUCCUCCCCUGUGCCUGAGAGAUAAUUGAGUCAGGAACUGAACUAGCUCAAUUAUCUCCAGACACAAAAAUCCCACAAUUCACAGACAUCCCAAAAAUCCCUUUAAAAUACACAAAAAAAAAAACAUUACAUCCCCUGAUAUCCCCGAUCUUGGUGACCAACAUAUCGAAAAAUCACCCAGAUCGGUUCCGGGUUCGGGAAUUUCCUGGAAGUCCUAAUUUGACCAACCAUACAUGAGGUUCCUGCCCAAAAUAGUUCCAUAAGAUCAGGGCUAGCAGUCGGUCUAGUUCAGUAGUUUGAAACCGAACAAACUACCGAACAUAGUCAAUAUUCUUACCCUGGAGCUUGUUUCCCUUGUUCGUGGGAACAUUUCCACCGAACAGUGUCCUCCUAAGUGUUCUAGAACCGAACGCAGGUGAUGCUGGAAGUCCAGCGGUGUUCAGGAGUUUCUGUGUCCUUUUUCAGUUCCAUGAACACGACGACCAAACACCGCUGCCUGUGUUCGUGCGAACGAGAUUGCCGCCACCUUUUGUUCGUCCAUAGGAAAUGCGGCCACAAGACAAACACCCAGAGAACACUGCGGUGGAAAUUGCUACAAAGUAGCAAUUAUGCUUAACAAGCUCCCGGGUGGUCUCCGGUUCAUGCGGCUGUUCAGUUCCCAAACCAUAUAGUCAAAAUACACGAACAAAGACUUUUAUAGUGCAUAUUACAGGGCCCAUAGUCUAUGGGCAGGAGGCUGUCAAGCAGGCUCCUCCAGGAGCUUGUGGCAAACUCACAUGGGAAGGGGAGUUUGUCACAGUAGUAUUUCAUAAAUAUUCUAUCUUUAUGAAAUACUCAUUUUUGUCGGGUAGGGUGAAGGGGGUAGGGGGCUGACCUUGUCACUUUAAAUAGUUUUUUGAAUUAAUAAUGAAAUUGUAAAAGCAAAUGUGUAGAUUAUACAGUCAACUGUGGUGAAAUGAAAACUGAACUUUAAAAAUUCAAAUUGUUAAUUGGCUAUCAAUUGGGGUCUAGAGAGUGAGAAUGUGGGUUGCUGCUUGAAACCUUUCUUCCAAAAAUUUAAAUAGUGGGAGUGUUUUGGGAUGACUGAACAGUUCUGCAGAAGUAAGGCUGCAGGCAGGAAUGUUUGCUGUCCCGACACAGACUGGGACGGCUUAUUGGGAUGGUAUCUGAGACUGACCAGGCUGCCAGAUUGAUAUCGCUGGAGGUAUUUUCCACUGUCAAUGAGUGAGAUUAGACAGUGAUAUUUAUUAUAUUUAUAACACACUCUGUUAUAUAGGAUUGAGCAAAUCUUUACUGUGAGUAAACCAACUUUUAUUAUUUUUUUUUUAUUAUUAUUAUUUUUAGCGGUACAGAGAGCACUGUUUUGUGUAUUUAUUUUCAUUUUAUACACUGGUGAGCUCUCACUGUGAUAAAACGGCACAUUGAAAGAGACCACUUCUACGAAUGCUGAAAACCACACACUGCUGACCGGCCUAAGCAUACCUUUUCCCAUAUGAUUAAAACCGAGACAAAGAUUAGCAUAUCCACAGACGCAAAUUUUUCCAUCCAAGCAGACAUAUCUGGAGCUUAUUUUAAGCUCCACAAAAAGAUUAUUUGUGCAUUUCCUUUGUUUUAUUUAUAAUCACCAGCAUCAAAAAUACUACACCAAAUUUCGUUUUAUUUGUCCUCUUGUUUUACAUAUCGCUUCAUCUUUAUUUAAGUUGAGGACACUUGUGAAGGCGCUGUUUCCCUGCAUUCCCUUUCUAUUUAUUUAUAUUUGCCCACCUGGCCAAAGGUUGCCAGCCUUUCCUUGCCAAUCAGUGUAUAUAACUGACUUGAAAAAUGUGUCAACCACAGCUAAUUAUGGAUAAAUGUUGCAAUAAAGUUUUCAAUGCACCAAUCUAAUCUAACUUAAUAAAGCUACCCCUUUGUACGCUACCGCCUAUCCACCAACAUUGGGAGACAUUCUUGUCACCAGUGAAGCUCAAAAUGACCAAGUCUUCCCAAAAAAGGGGCUGGUUCCUUACUGACAGGACCUGGCAGGGAGAGUUGCUGAAGAACUCUCUGCAGGAUCCUACUACUCGCUGCAUAGUGCAUUUGCGUGUUCUGAUGCUAGACACCAGGGAACUAAAGAGGGAGGGAGGACGGGACAGGACCCUAAAAACUGAACUGCCCUGCUGUGACUGUUGGGUGGCAUGACACUGGGCUAGACUAGGUUGGUUUGCAGUGCAAAAUAAAAUGUAGCAUUUGUGUGCAAGGUACUGGAAGGAAAGGAGUUACCAGACAUAUUCCCUUUUGAGUCAAAUGAUUUGAAGAAAAAUUAAUUAAUUUUCCCUUUAAAACUAAAUGUUGUUCAUAAAAGCAAUUACUUCAUCUAAUUUAGAUUUCAGUGAAGUGCACCUGGCGUGUUAUAUAACUGCAUACAGGGUUCAUACAGUGGCAGACAUGUAGCCUAUGGCUCUCAGUGCUGAGAUACCUCACAACAUUAAAAAAAACAAAAAAACACUGAAGAGAAACAGGCGUUUUCAAGGUGUUGUGGCUGAAGGAAGCAGAGGUGAGCCAAGGGUCAAUGGACUGGAGUACAUGACUUUUUAGUCUUAUAUAUGGAUGUAGGUAAAUUAUUCUUUUCUUUCCUCAUCUUAUUCCCCUCUCUAUUUAUCUGUCUGUUUCCUUUAUGCACCACAGUCUCUUCCCUUCAUAAUAAUGGGUAUCAUAAGAAACUAAGGGGGAUUUGUCAAGGCAAAACAGGAGCUAUUUUGGAUGGAAAGUUCUACAUUUUGAGAAACAGUAUACUCAGUGGCGAAACUAAUGUAGAGAGGGCCAUGGAGCAAGCAAGUUUUUUGGGCCCCCUCUAGUGCAAUGUGGCCAUCUGUCCAUCAACUACAACAAUGCAAUGCCAGCUGGGACUCUACCAUUUGCUUAUCCUGGCUGGGUCAUAUUUGUGAUCAGUGUUUGUGUGUUUGAAUGUGAGCAUGUUUUUGUAUAGAGUUUAUGUGUGCAUGUAGGGGUGUAUUUGUGUGUACUGUUGCCGUUGGAAUGCAGUGGUGUACUUGUGUGUAUUGUUUGUAUUUGAAUGCAGUCUGUAUGUUGUGUUGGCUUUUAAAUGCAGGUGUGCUUUUGAGUGUAAUGUUGAUGUGUGAGUGAAGGGGUGUGUUUGUAUAUAAUUUUAGUGUUUUAAUACAGGAAUGUGAAUGCAUGUAAUGUUGGCUUUGAAAUGUGAAUGUAGAUUGCAGGAGUAUGUAUACAUUUUGGUGUUUGCUUGGCACAUACAAACAUGCGCUGCCACAUACAUGCAUACUUACACAGACAUACAUUAACACAGACAUACAUUAACUCACAGAUACAAACACAUAAACACACUGAAACAUACACACAAAUUAAUAUCUUUGGCAACUACAUACCCUCAUAAAACCAAGGCCAGACAGGCCCACUGUGAAACCGGGAAAUUUUCCUGGUGUGUCUGCAUUCCAAAAGGUGGGGCAGGCAGCUGCCUAGGACCCACUGACUUGAAGGCGCAAUUGCCAGGUGACCGGCAGGAGGGGAGCACACAGAACAACACUUCCCUUCCUGCCAUUCACUUCAUGUAGCAUGGCUGUGCAGACCGUGGUAGAGGAUCUUUUGCAUUCUCUACCCAGUUUAACAGAAAACGCUUGCUGGGAGCAACAAACAGCUUCCUGUUAAAUCGGAUAAAGGAUACAAAAUAUCCUCCACUGCAGUCCAUGUGUCCAUAUUACAUGGAGGCACGUCAGUAGGCACAGGAAGGGAGAGGGAGUGAGACCUCACAGGAAGUGGAGGAAUGGGAGAGACCACAAAAGGAGGGGGGUGCUGUGAGAAAGAUACACUGAGGAGCUUGGGGUGUGAAAAGGGGGCUGGAGAAGAGAAAGAGACAUGCAGAAGGGCUUGGAGAGAGAAAGACACACAGAGGGACUGGGGGGAGAAAGAGACACACAGAGGGGCUGUGGGAAGAAAGACACACAGAGGGGCUGGGUGGAGAAAGAGGUGCACAGAAGAACUAAGGAGUGGCUGUGGGUGGGGAAAUAGAGACAAACAGAGGUGCUCAUGGGAGAAUGAGACACACAGAAGGGCUGGGUGCCAUUUUACUGCACUAUGGUAAAGAGCACACUCAUAGGACUUCAAAAUAAUAAUAAUAAUAAUAAAGUAUUUAACCAGGAAAGGCACAUUCAGAUAUUAUCUGGUUUCCAAGUAAUCCUGGGGAUGUUACUUUUGCCCAACAUCCAGGAGAUGUUACUAUUACCCAAUUUAAUGGUACUCAAAUAAACAAGAUACCAUUUUUUUCACAGCCGUGCUACAGUAUACAUUCACCAUUUCAGACUUCACUUAUGUCAAGGUAGUUGGACUGAAACGUUGAUGAUAUGGAAAUACACGUCUGCUUAAAAUAAAUCCACUUUUUGUUUAUUUUGAAGCCCUGUGAGUGCUUUCUUUCACGUUGGAGUAAUAGUUUUCACUUUUAAGUUAUCUUUUUCACCUUUAUAAGUGCACGCUAUGCUGGCUCAACGCAUUAUUGGACUAGUAUAAAAAAAACUUUUUUGCAGGGCUGCUUUUAGUUCCCAGUCCGAUGCUCUUUUUCUUCUUUUUUCUUGUACCCAUCUGCCACAACAUUCGACUACUUUGACUUAUAAUAUCAAGGCUUAAUUGUAAUAAUAACACACUUAAAGAAAAAAUUGUAAAUUAAAUGAUAUUUCAUAGUUACCAUUAACUUAGAUAUAUUUAAAGAGAGAGCAUAAUGUUUACAGUGAUAAAAUAAACAUACAAGAGUAUUAAGUGUUUAUUUAGUGAUCAUCAUUUAGGGGUUGAUUUGGCAAGAACAACAUGUGAUUUACAUCAGAACUCUGGACGUUGAAAGAUAACUUACUAACUAAUGAAUUGUUAGUAUUAUUUUGAUUCUAUGCCACUCAUAGAGAUCUAUUCAAACUAUACCUUUAUAAACCCUGUGCUUUUAUCAAUAAAUUGAUGAAUUGUCACAUUGCACUAGAAACUCUGUCAGUUUGAUUAUUCUUCUUGAAUAAACAAGGGCAUAUCCAUAAAUUGUUCAGUUCUCCAGGUAAAGAGAUGGUUGGCUAACCAUAAGAGAAGUCCGGGCAGGAAAGAACCCUAACAGGGUGCUAGGCAGCUGAUUCGUAAAAUCUGUGUGAGACCAAUUAAGGGCAAGAAAAGUGGUAAAAAUAAAUAAAUCCUUGCUCCCAGGCUCCCAGAGGGCACCCCUUGAUAUCCUGUUGCUCAGGGGCUCUGUGAGUUUUCAACCCACUUCUGCCUUAUUGUACCAUAACUACUACAUUAAUCUAUAGUGGACAUGGUGUACGGCGUGUACCUUUAAUUGCCCUAUAAUUGUGCUAUACAGCAGAGUCUGUAAUUUAAGGAGGGAUGGACUUUCCUGCACUUUGCUAGGUAAGGUCAGGCUAAACAUUCUCUUCCUGUCUGCAGUACAUUCCCAGUUGAACAGGAUGUAUGUGCUCAACACAAUGUUACUUAGUAACACACUUUGUACUACAACAACAAAAAAAGGAUAAACAGCAGAUAACUCAUUUCAUGUUUGGAUAGUGUCACUAUAGCUAGUGUAGUUAUCAAGCUGAGGGAGACAUUUAUGGGUUUUAUAUAUUAAAUUUAAAAUGUGUAAAAUGCAUGAUUCAGUGAAUGUAUGUGGCAAUUAUGUGGCAAUGACAGCCUCUAGCCAUUACUAAAUAAUUGUUUUAAUUACUGUGUUGUCAGGUCCCAGCCAACUUCAUCCACAUUUCUACGGGAAUCGUAAUUUUGAUGACAAAUAGGAUUUUCAUAUUUUCUAUUCAUAUAAAGCUAUCUAUGAAUAAUUAAGAAUGGCCUAAUAAGAUAAAUAGCAUAUAUUAUUGGUGAAUAGGUAUGCACACAUUCUGUACAUUAUGCUGGCUAUAUCACCUUCCAUUGGAAUGUGUGAGUGGCUGCAUGCCUAAAUCACUUGUGCAGUGUCCCCAAAGCACGACGUAUGAUGUUGUUUGCGUGUGCAGCUAGCGGAGUGUCAUUGUCAUUAUGGCCACUGUGGCAGCUGUUAAUACAUUCUGACCUAUACAUAUGCUAGCCUUUUAGCUAAGCCAAUACAGAACAAAAUAUUAGCACUACAAAAAAGGACAAACCUGCAUGAGACAUGGAUUUUAAGGUGCCAAAUACAUGAAAGAAACUAGAUACGAAUAGUCUUGGUGUUGGAGUUCCAAGAACAAAAUUGGGGUUCUGCUGUGAUUUGCCGAUCGACUGGCCCAUUAACUUGGGGCCACCCGAACGGUAUCGCUGAAAUUAUGUAUUAUUGGAUGCUGGAAGGAGCUGACAGAGUGUCACUUCUGCCCAGACUUGGAGCAUGCCGAGCAGGACUGAGAGAAGGCAGGGGAAGGGAGAGUGCAGUAGCCAGCAGCACCCCAGCUCCCCAGCACCCCACUCCAACACCCAGCAUCCAGCACUCCAAUACCCAGCAUCCAGCACUUCAACACCCAGCAUCCACCACGCAAUACACAGCAGCAGCACUCCAGCACCCAGCUCCAACACCCAGCAGCUGCACUCCUGUGUUAACCUAAGUGUGUGUAUGUGCCAAUGUGUGUAUCUAGGUGUCAAUGUAUGUAUCUGUCAGUGUGUGCAUCUGUGUCAGUGUAUCUGUCAGUGUGUGCAUAUGCAUGUGCCAGUGUGUGUAUCUCUGUGUCAAUGUGUAUGUGCCAGUGUGUAUGUGCCAGUGUAUAUCUAUGUAAGUGUGUAUAUGCAGACAUCCUAGCAAUCAAACACCAACACAACAUGCAAACACAAACAUGACAUACAAAGACACCCCUGAACUCCAACUCUAAAAUUAGUUACUUACACUCAAACACACCCUUCACUCAAACACCAAUACUACACACAAAUGUACAUCCACAUUAAAAUCCAACACUACAUCCAAACACACCACUGCACGUAGUUGUAAGCAUAACAUACAAACUCACCCCUUUAUUAAAAUGCUAAACUGAUGUACAAACACCAACUCUACACACAGAAGCACAAGGCUGCUCCUAAGUACUACAAUCUGUUUACUGUCCGUAGAAAUUUGCCAAAUAUAUAAAACAUUACGCUCUGUUAAUUGAAAGGUUUAUGCUACGGCGCUACAUUUUUUCAGGGGUUCCACAAUGUUGGUACAGUAUGUCAAAGGGUUCCACGAGAAAAAUUAAUUGGAAACCCCUGACCUAGUCAUAUAGUUAAAUACUGUUUCCUUUCCUGUGAAAUAAACAACCUGUAGAGCAUUUUAAGAUCAAAUCCACACAGAAAAAAAACAAGCAAACAAUGAACAUAUUUCUACAUAAAACAUGGGUCCAUCUACAGUAGCGCCUGGAUAUAGUUAGGAGUUUAUUUACUAAAGACCACAUUUUGUCUGAAUGGACAAAAUGCUGUGAAAAUGGCCAAAAUCUGACAGGAAUACCAAUGCUUAUAUAAACUAAAGCCAUCUUGAAAUUCGCUCAAAUCAACUGAAUCUGCACCAGUCAGCUGAAUGCAUUAGGUGUAUGGAUUAAAAUCAGAUUAGCAGAAAGCAAGAGAAACAACAAUUUUAAGUAGUAUUUGCCCACUGACAGUACUAGCAGGCAAAUAGUUUGGAUUCUUAAAACCCAAGCCCUGAUUUUAAACAUACAGACUUAAGCUAUCUUUUGGUCCAACUGAAAUUCAUGCUUGUUUGGAGCCUGCAUUGCAAAGUCAAAAAAAUUGUGGUGUGAACAUUUUGCAAUCUAAAUGGCCAUUUGGUGUAAAUAAAUAGAUAGCCGAAUAGACCCCCUAGACCGGAAACCCAUCCAAUGCAGAAUGCAAGAGGGGGAGAAAAAAAAGUAUAAUUUAUUAUUAUUAUUUUUAAAUGUGUAUUAUCCUGGGAAAUGCACUGCUAGACAGAUUUCAUGUGUUCUCCAUACGUGUCUAACAAAAUAACAAUCAUCCGAUUGAGAAGGCUGUAGAAUGCAAGCCCCGUUAAUCACAUAAAAAACAAAGAACAAUGUUUUACUCAGUCACAGAGCAGGUGACAAAUCUUUACUAUUCAAAGAAAAUACGUGGAAAUUCUGGAGCAUACAUAAUAACAAAAUAAGAACUACAUGGAAAAUCUGAGCAAAGUACUGCACUGGAAACUUUUUUUAUGAUUAUAGACAACAGGUUAUACAGACAUUUGCCACCUGCAUAUUUUAAUCCACGGAUAGCAACAGGGUUUCCACGAUUAACACAAUAAAUAGUUGGGGUUUUUAUUACUGUACAUGGUAAAUGGUCUUUUUCAGUGGUAUACAAAUGGUGACAUUUUGCAUUAUAUAGCAAAAACAAAAAAGCAAAGGCAAUAGUUAUUGUAGUGUUAAAUACCUGUUUAGUAACUAUUUGUAGAAAAUAAAUUGCCUGCAUGUCAGGGAAUUAACCUGCAGCUAUAUUUACUUAAGGCUGGGGUAUAGGUGAAUGUGUGGAUACUUAAAAGUGAAAAGCUGAAAACAGCUGUGCAUGCAUGAUCAGCUAUUCACUAUUGUCAGAGUAACUCUUUUGGCCUUAACCCAGAAAGGACCAAUGACAUUUGAGGACUGUUGGAAUAUGUACAGUGGUUAAUUAAGACUUGGUUGAGGAGCUGAACACAGGGAAAUUGAGAUAUCAGCUAGUUUUCUACCCAGUUUAGAGUAGUCCUCCAUUUGUAUUGAAUUGGAUUGGGUCAAGAAAAAGCUUAGAUGUCGAAUAUUGUGAAGGUGCAUUGAUUUAUGAAAAAUUUUACUGUCUGGUGUAGGCGCAGAAUAACAGUAAUAAGCAAUCCUAGGAGUAUUUGCAGGGGUGUUGCUAAUGGGGACUAACUGGGGUCCUGAAAAGCCCCAUGUAUAAUUUCUUUAUAAAAUUGUUAUGUAAUUACUACUUUUUUUAGUACAAGCUAUUCUCAGCAGAACUCAGCAGAAGCUUUUUACAAUAAUACAUUCUCCACAUUCUACAUGAGAGCUCAUCUCUACUAUAAGGGAUUCUCACAAACUAACUUUGUUUUGGAUCAUCCCCAAAAUGCGUUGAACUUUUUGGAAAGUGAAGCUGGAAAAUGUGGUUCAUUUUAUCUGUGAAUAAUGGUGGGAAUGAAAUCGCACAACAUGCUUUCGCUAUCAUGAAAAAGCUUGGUGCUCUGUCCAGCAAAGAUAUGUCCAGUCUGACAAAUUGGAUGUUUCUGGAAAUUUUUUUAUUUUUUUUCCUUUUUCUGGAUUUUAUGAGAUAAAAGAGAUCAGUAACAUUGUAUAACCAGCUACCAUAAAUAAUACAAGUAUUUUUUUCAUUAUAAAAUCUGGAAGAAAAAAAACCUUUUACUGUUGCCUUCGUGUAAUAUUGGGAAAAUGUGGUGGAGGCAGGUGGGGGUACACAAUAAAAAGAGUGGGUCCCACUCUUGAUGUAUGGAUGUGAUUUCUCUUGUAGUACUUUAAGAAAGGAAAAUGAUCACCCAAUAAGACUAAAUAUACUAAAAGCAGUAAUAAUAUCAAUACAGCUUUUUGGUUAUGUUACUGUAUUAAGACAGAGAUCCCCUACUUCAGGGACCAGCCUGUACUAUUUUUAAAGUUAGUCUGCUUGGGCCUAAAACUUUACAUUCACAUUGAAUUCCCAGCAAUUCAUAAUUUAGCAAGUAACCCUGUACUACAUUGUACUGUUAUCUUGUGCAAGUCUAUUGUGGGUUCAGCAGUUUGAAAAAACAAAAACAUUCUCAUAACACCACUGCCACCAGCAUGUGCCAUUGACUUAUGGAUACAGUGGCGUACAUACCAGGGUCGCAGGGGUCGCGGCUGCGACCGGGCCUGGCCCACCAGGGGGCCCGGCCGCCCUUGCGACCCGGUAUGUACCCACAGGGCCAGCCUCUUCCCCUGGGGGGCCCAGGAGCCGACCACCCCAGGGCCCCCUGAGGCUGGCCAUGCUGACACCCGGCAGGCGGGUGGCCAGUCGGGCAGGCGGGCGCGCGAGGGAGCACUCAGUGCUUCCUCUUCAGCUCCCUCGCGCACCGCACUGAUACCGGAGCCGGAGGCGUCAUCUUCCGGCACCGGCAUCCCUACGCGGCGUGCGUGAGUGAGCUGAAGAGGAAGCACUGAGUGCUCUCUCGCGCGCCCGCCUGCCCGACCGGCCACCCGCCCAGGAGCCCAGCAGCACCACUGGACCCCAGGGAAUCUCCCCAGCACUCCAAAAGGUAAGGAGGCUGGGAGGAUUACAUUUAAAAAAAAACUAGUGUUAGUGUUUGAGUGUGUGUGAGUGUUAGAGUGAGUGUUAGAGUGAGUGUUAGAGUGAGUGUUAGAGUGAGUGUUUGUGUGUGUGUCUGCUAGUGAGUGUCAGUGAGUGUGUUACUGUGUGUGUCUUACUGAGUGUGUGUGUGUUUUAGUGAGUCAGUUUGAUGUCUGUUAGUGAGUGUGUGUGUGUUUGUCAAUGAGAGUGUAUGUUUUGUAAGUGAGUGUGUAUGUAUGUCUGUCGCUGAGUGUGUCUCUGUCAGUAAAUGUGUGUCUGUUAGCUAGUGUGUAUGCGUCUGUAAGUGUGUGUGUGUCUUCAGCACUUACCUUUCUCCAGCGCCAGACUCCCUUGGCGCUGGGGAUCCCUCAGCCUCUCAGCUCCGAAUGCGACCGCGCACACAUUCAAACCGCCCAUAGGAAAGCAUUACUCAAUGCUUUCCUAUGGACGUUCAGUGUGCUCCUCUAGCGGCUGUCAGUGGCUUCUCUGAAACUGCUAUGUUUUCAGCUGCAGGGUUAAAACUAGAGGGACCUGACACCCAGACAACUUCAUUGAGCUGAUGUGAUCUGGGUGUCUGUAGUGGUCCUUUAAGUGUGUGUGCAUCUGCAUGCACUGGCGUACAUACCGCGGUCGCAGGGGUCGCAGCCCUGUAACCCCUGCGACCAGGUGCCCACCGCCAUGUGUUGCGGCCCGCGCGGGGGGGCCCACGGAUCAAUUUUCGCACCGGGGCCCCAUGGGUCAUGUGUAUGCCACUGUAUGGAUGCAACUAGUUUACACAAAAAUCUAGCCCUACCAUACGCAAACCAUAAAAGAAAUAACAUUUUGCCUGCUUAGACAUUUUUUAAUGAUCUGACCCUGGCAAUUUUCUAAAUAUUAACACUUUAUGCUUAGCAAGAUAAUAUGGAAUGACCAAACCAUUCUAAAACCAAUACAUGCAAACACAUAGCUCACCAGAAUGUUAAUAUAUAUGUCAUCUACCUCUACUGUUUGAGUAGAUAUUUCAGUUAUGUACUUCAGGUAUGUACUUCACAAGUAACGCCAAGCCUCCAUAGCAAGCCCGUAACCAACCUCAUGCAUUAACAACAAAAUGGCUGUCCAUGAGUUGUUCACUGCCUUUGCUCCUCUUCCUGAGUUGUGUUUCAAAGCUGUUGUAUACAGCAGACACAAAGGAAUCCAUGUAUAAAGUGGAAUUAUGGCAAAAAUGUGUCUUUGUUAAGCUCAUCUGCAUACGCCUACCCAGAAUCCCUUGCAGUAGUGAGAGCACUGUUAAAGUGAGAUUUCUGUGGGAAAAACAAAACUCAUGGCUUGACUGGUGCAAUGUAUUAUAUAUAUAUAUAUAUAUUUAUAUAUAUAUAUAUAUAUAUAUAUAAAUAGAAAAUAUACCGGCACUCCUAGGUUUUCCAAGACAAUAUUCUUUAUUCCAAAUCAGUACAUCAACGUUUCAGCUCCAGCCUGGCUGUCCUGAUGAAAGCUCCACAAUAGAGCUGAAACGUUGAUGUACUGAUUUGGAAUAAAGAAUAUUGUCUUGAAAAACCUAGGAGUGCCGGUAUAUUUUCUGUUUAUAUCUUUGAGCAACCAGAGCACCAGGUACUAUCGCAAUUUUGUUGGAGUGCAAGAGCUUUUUGUGAUUUAUGAUUUAUGAUUUAUAUAUAUAUAUGUAUAUAUAUAUAUAUGACUUAAAGAAAAAUGUCCAAAGAAGAAGAUGACUUCACAUUUCACAUUUUCCUUCAUUUGAAGGAAGGGCUUUUUUCAUGUGGAUAUGAGUAGUCACCCCAUGUGGAUGCACAUCAAUAUAAAACAAUUCUAAAGGACCAUUUGGAUGUUGAAUAAUGAACUGUGCAGCUUCAAAGGACAAUAUACAGAAUGUUGUAUAAUGAUUCAUGAAAGCCAAAUUCUGUCCCGUGCAGCUUAAUCCACCCAAGGAAAUGACUUAAAUAGUUGAGGUUCGCUGACUCAGAACGUGCAGCAUUGGAUUUUCUGGAAGUAAUGUCCCAUGAUACUAAUUGUUUCUUCUUUAUACCUGUAUAAUAAUUUUAUUUGCCAAUAGUAUUUAACUAAACAAAUGUAUAGGGUCAACAUUAAGGUUGGCAAAAAUUACAAAUGAACAUGGGUUCUAAGAACAGACAGAUUUUUUUUUAGUAGGGACACUUGGGAGGUUUGGUAAAUUGUCAAAGCAAACUGGUUAUUUCUUUUCAUUCUUUUUUUUUUCUGAGGUACUCUGUUUUUUAACAUCUUUGCUGUUUAUCUAUAUGUUUCCGAGCUGCAAAUAUUUAGCUUCAUCAACAUUUGGUUCCCAUUCCUCUAAUAAAUAAACUUAUCUUUGUCAAUCAAACAUUCCUUAUGUAAUCUCAUCUACACUUUAACGAACAUGUUACAUUUGAAUGUUUGCAUGUUUGAGUGGUUACUACUAUCUAUCCUGCAUUCUAGAUUUAGGCUUACCAUUAUCUAGAUCAGAACUAGAUUCUCUCAAACAGAGGAGAGGUGUGUUAUUAAAUACUGAAGCUAGUGAUGUAGCUAUAAGCAUGUAUAUCUAAGUCACUGUGUUAGCAACAGCAUUGGGUAUAGUUGUGACAUAUGGUCCUGAAAUUGCCUGACCUAGAAAAAACAUAUGAAUUCUUUUAAAACACUCACCUCCUGAAUAUUUGCUUUGUUGGUGUCAGUAUUUGCUGUAUUUUCAAAGACAUAUAUAAAUAUACAGUUAAAUAUAUAUUACAUAAACUCAACCUAAUGACCUCAACUACUAUAUAAGUAAAUAUCGCCUAUCGCAUAACAUACAAAAAACAAGUAAGACUUAUUAAUCAAAACCAAAAAUAAUUAACCUGGGGUGUGAAAAUAAAAAUAAAAUUAACAUAACAGAUUUAAAUGGAGGAUGGAAGCAAUGAGAAAAUAGGUUUGUUCACUAAUAAGUUGACAAUAGAACUGUAAACUGGGCUUGUUCAUAAUAUAUACUAAAUUCUACAUCAAAAGAAGUACCAAGGACUGGAUCUUGGAUUGGAUUCACUUUUAUACAAGGUAAUUUUAAAGUUUGUGGAGACUCGCAAAUCUUCCAUUAGUAUCAAUCUGACUCCAAGUGUCUAACCUCGUGGUACACACUCCCUGCAGCUUAGAUUUAUAAAGGGGGAACCAAAGCUAUCUACUUGAGGUGUUGUCACCAGGGGGCUACCCUGCAUUAUAUCUGGUGGUUAUGCACCUCUCUACUUAGCCGUAAUCGGAAUCUGAUACGAUAUGUCCAAAGAUAGAUAUGAAAUAUAUGUCUAUUUCAUACUUAUGGACACUCUACGUGGAGUCUCUGUGUCGGGCUCUCCACUGGGAGCUUUGACAAUAGGCCAUUGCUAUCACAUAAAAGGGGACUUAGUGACCCAGUGUCUCUGCCGUUACCCAGUGUUUCUAAAUUGCAUGAAUGUGUAAUUGACCUACAAGCUUUUCCCAGUCCACGUAUGUUUUUGAGAAGAGUUUAAAAAGGCAAAAGUGCUCUCCUUUCAAUUUCCUUCCCCUUUUUUUCUCUUUUAUUAUCCCUCCUUGCUAUAUCGUCUUUGCAUGCAAUGUUUUUUUUACCACAGCUCUUCCUGUUCGCUGUCUUCUAGAUCCAUAUUUCCUUUUCCUUGAAAAAACAUUUGUGUUACUUACAAACUUUGUUUUAUAGUUUGCACUAUGCCAUUUUAAAACGGCAAACUCAAAUAAUUUUUUCUGAUAUACACAUAAAACCUCAUUAUAGUAAUAAUUUUCAAACAAUAAUUCAGGACACAUUUUGUAUUUAUAUAUAUUUCAACUUACUCAAUAAAAAUCUCAGCUUUAAAGAAAUAUUGUUAUAAUAUCAAUAAUAAUAGUGUUGUUGUGUUUUUAAUUAUUUUGCCAGUAUAUAGCCCACAACAGUAAAGAUUUCCACAGCCUCCAGUUCAUCUUGCGAUGAACUAGCUAUACAGUAUAUUGAUAAAGCAAAUGUUAGAUUAGUGAAUUAUGUUUGUGACACAUCAGAAGUUAUAUGCGAUUGUGCAGAUGCACUGGUUAAAUUUUGUUCACUAUGUGUUCGUAUCAUGUGCUGCAAUUGUUACAGUAAAGUAGGCUGGGUUUACAUCUACAUCCGGCCUUUAUAUAAUUGUUUCUUUAUUUAGAGAACUGCCAAUUGUUCCUGAAGAUUUUGGACAUUGUAGAAUCCUACAGAAUAAUUUAGCUAUUCCUGUGCCCUUAUUCACCUCUUGCCCCUUUCCUUUUGAAAGAGUUAUUUUUACAACAUAUUCAGGAAAUGAAUCAAAUAGGUUCCCUCCCUUUGGCAAACUCCCUUGAAUUGUAUGAAGAGCCAUGAAAAAAGAUCAAUGACAGGUACCUUUUGAACUUGGAUGGUAUAUUUAAAGCAUAUAUAUCAUUUGUAAGAGACAGGUAUACAGUCAUGGAAAAAUGCACUCUUUUUUAAUUUUAUGGUUUUACAUAUCAGGGCACAACAAUCACUGUUCCUUACUAGGUCUUUAAAUUAAGGUAAAUACAAGACAAACAACAACAACACAUGACAUAUUACACUGUGUGAUGAUUUAUUUAACAUAAAUAAUGCCAAAAUGGAGAAGCCAUGUACUAAGUACACCUUAUGACUCAAUAGCUGGUCGAACCACCUUUAGCAGCAAUUACCUGAAGUAAUAGUUUUCUGUAUGAAUAAAUCUAUAAAUCUCUCGCAUUGUAAUUUUGUCACACUUUUCUUUACAAUGGUGCUUCAGUUCAUUGAGGUUUUCAGCUCUCUUAAGGUCCCGCCACAGUAUUUCAAUGUGGUUGUGGUCUGGACUUUGACUUGGUGAUUACAGCAGCCCACCUGUCGUAGAUUAGCUGGUGUGCCUGGGAUCAUUGUCCUGUUGCAUGACUCAGUCUCGGGAAGGCUUUAGCUGUCAGACAGAGAGGCUUACAUUUGCCUCUAGAAUACUUUGGUAUACAGAGGAGUUCAUGGUCGACACAAUGGCUGCAAGGUUCCUAGGACAUGUGGCUGCAAAACGAGCCCAAAUCAUCACCCCUCCAUCACCAUGCUUGACAGUUGGUAUGAGGUGUUUGUGAUGAUAAUAUAUGUUUGGUUUUCGCCAAACAUGGCAUUGUGCAUUAUGGCCAAACAUCUCCACUUUGGUCUUCUCUGUCCAAAGGACAUUGUUCCAGAAGUCUUGUGGUUUGUUCAGAUGUAACUCUGCAAACCUAAGCUGUGCUGCCAUGUACUUUUUAGAGAGAAGAAUGCUAAAUCAUUACACGUUGUAAUAUGUCAUGUGUUGUUCAUCUGAGAUUGUAUAUACCUCAUUUUAAGACCUGCAAAGGAACAGGUGAUUGUUAUUAUGUAUUGAUAUGUAAAAUCAUAGAAUUCAAAAUGAGUGUACCUUCUUUUUCCCAUGACUGCAUCAUCUCAUCUAUAGUUCCCCUUAACCCUUGUAACACCAUUAAGGGGCACUAUCGUACCCAGAACAACUGCAGCUUAUUGUGGUUGUACUGUCUAUAGCAUGUCACUGCAGGCAUUUUAAAGUAAACCAUGAUUUUUAGAGAAAAGGCAGUGUUUCCAUUACUGCCUAGUAACACCUCCCCGCAAAGAUGCACUGAUUUAAUGCAUCUCUAUGAGGAGAUGCUGAUUGUUGCAGGACAUAUUUUUGCAUGCGCAAUAACCUCCCAAUGUGUUCCUGUAGAAAAGCAUUGGACCGGCUGAGAUCAUCAGAGUAGAGAAAGGUGGGCCAGAAUCAGCGAGACCGGUGACUAAACUCACCCUUUUACGAUAAAGAAAGGGGGUCCGGAAUACCGUUUGUGUUCCUGACAGUACAGAGUUUCUUUAAUGUGUGUAGAAACUGCUCGAACGAUAUUCAGAUUUGCUACUAAACACAAAUCUCAGUGUGUAUUCCACGCAUAUUUCCUAAUAAUAUAAUUCCUAAAACAUAUAAGCAACUACAUCUGGUAGUACCCCUUCCUCUAAACACACCACCAGAAAUUCUCCUUUAGGUGUAAAUCUCACAGGAAUCAUUCUCUAAUACAAAGGGAAGAUUUAAUUAUAGAUAGACUAAAUAUGGAUGACAGUAGUUUUGGGUGGCAAUGCACAUUUAACCCUACCUUAAAGGGGCUUUCUAAGCAACACACACACUACAGCUAGAUCUAAUCAUUAGGUUGCCUACAAUCCCGUGACAGUCUCCCAGUUUAAUAUCAAACUUCUGAAGUACAGUUUGAUAAAAAACUGUGUCUCUUUCCGGCAUCUGCAUUGAUAAUGCUACAUUAAUACAUUCAAUGUCAAUAUCAUUAAAUCUGGACAACCUUGAUUUACUGAGAAUGCUAGGGGCAGGUGAACUGGGAAGAGUCUAAGUCUAUAGCAAACCUUUCUUAAAGGAAAUUUCCAUGCACUAUAACAAUAUAACACACUGGUAGCCCCCCUUUCCCUCAAAAUAUGUUGUCAAACUGUUUUAGAACAUUUUAACUGCUUAUUUGGCAUGUGUUCUCCACUUCUCUGCAGCUUCCAGGUGAGCUUGAAGCCAUUAGCUCUCCCGAACUAAGCCCUAUAGGGCAAGCUCAGCCUCCAGGAACGUUUAAAUCUGUUAGCUGUCUUAACUUAAGCCCAUUUGCUGAUUGCUCUUUCAGUGAGAUAAUCACUGUAUCAGGCUUACCUUGGUGGAGCUGAUUAGACCUCCUUGCAGGAGCUUCUGGCUCCACAUGAGCACAUGACUGACCAGUCCACUGCCCGAUCAUCCUCAAUUGGUUUCAAUACUUACCUAGGGGGGCUCAAGGGCACUCCAGGCACCAUAACCACUAUAGCAUUCUGAAUACCAUGCGUCAUAUAUAAAUCAUGACUCCUCAGAUACAUAUUAUUGUCAGAAGUGAGUUAUCCAAAUCAUUAGUUACACAAAGGUUAUACAUGUUUGUGUAGUGGCUACAGAUGGAAUCUAACAAUAGGAUUUGUCAGUGAUGCAGAAGGAGAAAGUAGGCUCUUUGUAACAAUGUACUUAUUUAGUCCUCUCUGGGCCUGCUGGCUUUAGGAUAUUCUGUAGCCACAGGAAAUUUUGACAAGUUUCUACAAAUUCCAAUUAUAUUAGUGUUACAAUUUUUUAAUUUCAAUAAAAUACAUUAUAUUUCUUCAAAGGUCUCCUGUGAUUCCUUUCCUGUCUACAGUGUCUGUCAUCCGGUAAAGGAAGCAGUGUAAUUAACCCAGGGAGGUGUCUGCUGUUUGUCCCUAAUGUGACAUGAUUCCUUUUUUUUUUAUUAUUAUUAUAACAAUGGUUAUGUUUCUAUAAAUGACAUAUCCAGUUUCAAAAACAAAUUUUUAGAAGCAACAUUUCUAGCUUAUAGUGAUACGAUGGAAAAAGUGUGAUCCUGUGCAUUCCAGUCUCGACAAAAACCAUGACUUCAUUUGAACGAUCAUCAUGGUUCGUACAUAGGGUUGACUGUAGUGAAAACAAGAAGUGCCAAAAGGUACCCCCAGAUAUUGUAGAACUGCAACUCCUAUAAAGGAAGGCUAUGUGUUAUCCGUCACUGGAUCUGUAGACCUGAAUUUACAAUAAAGGUUAGGGGCUGAGCAUCAUAUGGUCCCAUUACUUUGUAGUGCUACUUAAACUCCUGUUUUCUUAUAUAGUAUGCAUCCUUCAAUUCAUACAAGUUACUACCAUUUCAAAGUUAGAUGCUUUGCUAACCACUUUAUUAAUAUAUAUAGUGUGAAUUAAUGGAUGUAAAAUAAACUAUAAUACCACAAGAAAAUGUUGCACAGUAGAUAACUAAAUCCUAAGAAAAUUAAAUAAAUUACAUUUGUAUUUUUUUUUUUGUACCAGCUUUGUAGAUAGUAGACCAAGUCAAUAUAUGAAGAAGACAUAGCUAGUUUCUUGCCCCAUUACCUAUUUAAUAGUUGGUCCCCAAUGCAUUAGAUCUUAAAGUAUCAUAAGUGUCAUAAUGUUUAAUUAUUAUUGAAACUAAAAGAUUACAUGUAUUAUAACCUCUGUGGAUAUUCAUUUAUUUGUAAUGCAUACUUUUAAGUAAAUUUCUAUUUUCUGUGUGUCUCCUGGCUUAACAUUGCUCUGGAAGAGGCCACCUUAAAAAAACAUUUGUCCAGAACUGCUAGGUUCUGGAUAAGUGGUGCAGUGCUUAUGACCAAAGAAUAUUUAAAAAUAGUUGUGUCCAUAUAACAGAACUAAGCUGCAAAAAAACGCAAGUAAUGUAUGCAUUAUAAAAUAAUACACACAGGAGCUAUAAUACCUAUUAUUUAAAGCAGCUUUGUCACUUCUCACUAUUUCAUAAAGAUACAUGCGUUGGGUAACUAAAUCUUUUUUUCAAUGCACCCCCAGACUCUAACUGGAGAUGUCACCUGUGGGGGACUUUACAAAAGUUUAUGUUUAAAGUAUUACCGUUUUCCUUUUUCGUUCAAACUGAUCCCAACAAAUUUUGCAAGUCACCAAAAAACAAAGAGGUGAUUAUGUUUCAAGUUCACUUUAAACAUAAAUUGGGCUACAAACCAUUGGGUGGUCUUCCAGCUGACUCAUAACAAUGAAAGAAUGCAAGGGGAUGUGUGGAAUUCAAAAGAAUGGAAAACAAAAAGUUCUGCUUUUCAAAAUGAAGUGCUAUUGGGACAGGGGAAGAAAUGCCUUUCUAAUUUUGGUUUGCUUAUCAAUGGGCACAAAUCAGCUUCUGAUUACCCUUUUACAAUGUAAUGAUUAUGUGGAAAUCUGUUCAAAAAGAUCUAUGCCUUUAAUUGUGAACAUUUGCUUUUAACUGUGGAUAUUACGUAUUUUAUUCUUAACUUCUAAAGUAGCUAAAUAGUGUGCUUUGUGAUCAGCUGAUUUCCACCACAUAUUAGCACAUAUUGCUCGGAACCAAAAAAAAAAAAAGUAUUGCUAAAACCUUAUUAAACAGCUAAUUAGAGACUCCUUUUAUUACUGAAAGAUAUAAGAAAUAGCACUAAACUAAAAUGACAUAUUGGUAAGGUCUGCUUUGGAAUACAAAUACAUAAGAAAUGCAGGCAUUUUGGAACUAAAAUGUGGUCUCAGUUUAACUUUUAACACCUUAGUUGGGCAAGGGUUAUUUACUAAAGUGAGAAUUCAAAGUGAAUUCAAGGUGAAUUUAAAAUCUACAUUCAAAAGAGCAAAUCUGGCUUUCAGUUCAACUAUUCUGGCAUUAAAUUUAAAAUUCACAUUGAAUUCUCACAUUAGUGAAUAAACCUGUCAACGUCAUAUCAUAAUUAUUCAUAAACUUUGUAUAUAACACAAUACCUUUUUAGAAUUAUAAAAUAUCCAUCCAAGACUAUUGACUGUCAGCGUUCCAAGUCUGUGAUUUUUAGGUUAAAUCAUUUUUUGUAAAUAGUUUUUUAUGAUCUAGUAGUCAUAUUUUUCUGCAUGUGUAGUGACUACACACAGUUACUGAUCACUGGUCGACUCUGUGCCAUAUAAAUGUGAUAGAGGGAUUUUUAUAAAAAUGUAACUUACAGAAAAUUGUUUAUUUGUAAAAGUGAAUGAAUUAUCACAAAAAAACAACAAAAAUGUAAACAGUAGGUAUAAGUAGUUGCUUCACUUUUAGAACUCUAUCCUGCUUUUCCAUUAGUCAUACAGUGUCCCCAAUAGUCCCAGGUUUGGUAGGACAGUUCCACUUUUAGACUGCUGUCCCACCAACCUGGGUUUGUUCCGUAGUGUCCCCAUCUAAAGAUACAUUAGUCAAGUGCCUCUAGACACAGUCAUGUUAUACCAACUACACCCAAGGUAUUCAACCCAUAGACAGAGUUCUUUAUGCCCCAGAGUGGGGUUGACCAGCACAUGGCCAAUCAACCUGGCAUGAAAUUUCUACCAGACUAACACACCACUUUUUGGAUAGUGUACCCCCUUUCUGGCAUUAGUCGCAUCGUUGGCAUUCUCCUAUAUACCUGUUCACCCAUCUUCCCAACUUCAUAUUUUUCUAUGUUGGGAGGCGUGGGAUAUGUUUAUAAAUCUUCAACUACUACCCAGACCCCUAGUGAAAUAGUUUCCCCGAAAGCAAGUCAUAAAAUACUGUUCCAUCCUGAACACGUGUUCACUUCUUCUGAGGAACUGAUCCCAUAAAACAUCCAACAAAAAGAAAGGGGUGUGCAUUGUUUAAGGAUGAUAAAAAAUAUAGGAAAUUUAUAGACUUACACAGCCUGCCUAAACACUUCUUCUAGAAAAUCAUCUAAUCUAUUACACUUCCUUUAUUGCAAAUUCUGUUUAAUUUAGAAUUUCUUAUCUCCUGCUCUGAUAAUAGCUUGCUAGACAAUGCAUAAGCCUCCUGUACGUAAUUAAAGUUCAAUAUAUGGAGCAGGAGAUCAAAACAUGUAAAGUGAAUUAGAUCUGAUUGAAAAUGAAACCAUUUAGUUUUUUAUGCAGAUUGUGGCAGUCACAGCCAGGUGAGGUGUGGCUAGGGCUGCAUAAACAGAAACAAAAGGGAUUUUGCUUAGAAAUGGCAGUGGAUUGAGCAGUGAAAAUUCAGAGGCAUGAUUUAUACACUAAAACUACUUCAUUAAGCUAAAGUUGUUUUGGUGACUAUAGUGUACCUUAAAUUUUCUUUAAUUUGUUUGUUGUUGAUCUUGAAAUGGGUGUCAAAAGUGAUGUGUCCUGGGCCUGCCCCAUCUACACAACUACUACCUCGCGGCCCAGAUAGCUCAGAUAGCCAUGUAGCAUUCGACACCAGGAGUCCGCAGAUGGGCAGACCUGGAGGCCUGCAUUAUGGGAGCAGACCUACCCCAAUUUUAUGUAUGGCUACCGAAAGAACACAGAGCCCUACUAUGCACCCAAUGCCCAGCAAUCCUAAACUCCAUACGGGUCUGGGACGCCACAGCCUUAAAAUAUAAACUGACAACAUCACCCUCCCCAAUGAUGCCAGUCCUGAGAAACAGGGCAUUCCCACCAGGAAUGCGAGCCAAAGACUUCACAAACAUAGAGGGGACGGGCCUACAAAGAGCGAUCCAUCUGUACGAGGGCGACCAGGUACUAACAUUUGAAACCCUGGCAGAAAGGACCAGGCUACAACCCUCAGAUUUCUUCCGAUACAUCCAGAUCAGGGAUUUCGCACAACACAACCUAGCAAAAACGGCAGCACUAACUAAACCAACGGGCUUUGAAAAAUGUGUCUCAAAGAAAACCCCCCGAAAGGGCUCAUCACGACUCUCUACCACACCUUAGCUCCAAUAACACCUACUGGAGGGACGUACAUAACACAACUCAAUGGGAAUCAGAUCUGGGAGAGGUCUUGGAGGGCACAGACUGGAGAGAAAUCUGGGACGCAAACAAGGCCCCCUCAAUAUGUGUCACACAGCAGGAGCAGGCAUACAAAACCAUGUUCAGAUGGUAUACCACCCCAGUGAAGCUGUACCACAUGCGCAAAACCCCCAACGAUCUGUGCUGGAGGGGCUGCGGACACAAAGGGACGUAUAAGCACAUGUGGUGGGACUGCCCGAAGGCCCAGGCCUUCUGGCAAGAAGUAGGGAACCUAUUAGACAAAGUGUUCCAGAGAAGGGUGGGCAUAGAUCCAUGGGUGUGCCUGCUAUCCAGGCCAAUCGAUGAAUGGCCAGGAAAGAACCAAAAACUCCUACGCAAAAUCACCUUAGCAGCUAGACUCACCAUGGCACAGGCAUGGCUCAAACCCGAAAUCCCCCAGAUCCAUAUGAUGAUAGACAAAAUAAGAGAUAUCCACGUCAUGGACCACCUCACGGCACUGGUGAGAGCCACCAUGAAGGCAUAUGAAAAGGUCUGGGAACCCUGGAAGGUCAGCGACAGAGAGGAUGGAGUCUAGAUCAGGAAAGGGAACACCGCCACUACUAACUAACCCCAAACAUAAGCCGGACGGAGCUCCGAUCUCCGCCCCCCAUCCACACCCCAUAAUAUUGUAAGAAACGCAUUUUACGUUGUAAAUAUGUACUCAACAGUGUGAGUGUAUGUACUAAGUUAUGCAUAUUUAUAAGCCACAGUGCAAUGUCACGACACGCCAAAAAUAAAAGAAUAAAAAAAAAAGAAAAAAAAAGUGAUGUGUCAGUGUUUGCAUAUACAUUGAAAUGCAAGUACAUUGUAUUUGCCCUUGUCUUUCUUAAUGUUUUAGUGUGGUGUCGCUGGAAUCCCGGCCUUGUGCAUAAGAGCAUUUCUGGGAAACUCCCACCCUACCUUAGUAGAAUGCUCUCCCCGGCUGUUCCCACCUCCCAUAACCUCCAAUCCAGUACUAGCACGAUAUUUAGCAUACCGCCAUACAAAAAUAAAGUGGCUUGAUCCUCCUUUUCUUACAGAGAACCGCAAUUAUGGAAUAACAUCAGAGAAACAGUCAAAUCUUCAUUCAAUCUAAAAUAUUUUUAGAUGUCAUGGUUGAAUAUAUUUAUUACCUGUUAUGUGUUACAUUUAUAUUUGUGUGUGUGUGUGUGUGUGUGUGUGUGUGUGUGUGUGUGUGUGUGUGUGUGUGUGUGUGUGUGUGUGUAUAUAUAUAUAUAUAUAUAUAUAUAUAUAUAUAUAUAUAUAUAUAUAUACAUACUGUGACAAACUUAUGUUCCUGUGUGUGUUUGUCCAGGAUCUUUUGGCAACCGCACAGCCUUCUAGGGUAAGAAAACCAGGUCAAGACAAAGUCCAGUUUCAAAAAGGCCUCUGGCCUGUUUAUUUUCUGUUGUUGUGAAGUAACAGGAUACAAUGAACAGCAAAUCUUCUUUCUCCACAAAACACUUUCUUUCUCCUCCAAAACACUUCCCUCACUUCACCCUGCUUUAACUGCAGUUAUAUAGCUGCUCACAGCCCCUACAGGUGAGGCUAAUGACCUCGUUAGGCAGUGAGCCAGAGCUCUAUGGGAAACCUGGGCUGGACUCAUGCACAACCACUCUGACAGUGGGUGGAGAAUCGGCCCACCCUGCUCUUCCGAAUACUCCACCCCAGGGACCCAAAUAACAACAGAGGAAAAAACUACAUUUAAACUUAACUUUCCCUGGGGCUGCAUGUGCUUACCCACAUGUCAGGAUAGUGGCUGUGCAAAAGUCUGGGUGCCAGAUAUACACCCCUGACCACCAUCCCCAACACUCUGUUACAAUAUAUAUAUAUAUAUAUAUGUAUAUAUAUAUAUAUAUAGAAAAAGAGACUUGAAUCCUUGCACUCAGGCUAAAUGAUAAAUUUUGAGGGCCGGGUGCUUUAAAGCCAAAGCCAAAUGUCAUACAAAUACAUGAAAUAGCUUGCACUCACGGACUUGAAGUUUAGAAAAACCGCUUUAUUCAAAGCAUAUCAAACAAUCAUCACACCGACGUUUCAGCCCUUGUCCGGGGCUUUCCUCAAGGUGAAUUGACAGAAAUAAUGACAUUCUUAUUUUUGGUCCAUUUCCUCUCCUGAUUUCUCAUUAUCAGGAAACUAAAUAGCAGCUCCUAUCUGGGUAGACCAGAGUAUGUAUGUAAUUUAUAAAUGAUAACUCUCUGGGUUUUGAUGACAUUGAUAAAUCACUCACUCUUCCAUAUGAUCUAAACAGGGCUCAACAUUUUAAUUUGUACUUUCACUAACUGGCAAGUAGAAAUUGAGCCCUUGUGAGUUAAUUUUGCAGUGUUUUGCCAAUUUAAUGGUCUUAAUAUAUAAAGUGUAAGCAGUGACCUCAGGUGCAUGCACAGCACACAGCAGAGGAGUUUUGGCACUAGGAGCAUUUGGCCACCAGUAUACUCAAUGUAUGGGUUGUAGCCUCUUAGAAUCAAUUGUUCUUCUGUUUAAAAUAAACUUUAUGUCUGUUAACAGAGUACUGCAGGAGUGAGGCAGCAGACAGGAAUUAUGCAGGAUUUAUGCUAAUCCAGCAUUGUGUGGAUUUGUGCUUGGGCUGGUGGUCUCAAUUUUAAAUGAACUCUAAAGGCAUGAUAGCCUAGAGCCUAAUUUACACGGUUUUUAAUGCCACCUCUAGUCAAUCUGACAGCAACUAUAGGGACUUCCUGGAUUCAAUCCAGCAAAGUUUUCAUGAUUGACGCUCACCGACACUGGAUGCUACCCAUGGAGCUACACCGAUUCAAUGCACCUCUAUGAGCUGAUUACCUCACAUGCACACUAGCCUCCCAAACUUCACUGAUGCCAAAAUCUUGACGUCAUAUCUUUAUUGAUGUAACAGUGCAAAAAAAUGAAAACAAAAGGUACUCUAUAAAUUACAUAUUUCUCGCCCUAUAUAAUCUUUUUAUACCCCUGCAUAGCUGAAGGAAGUAAUUGCUAUGUAAGCUCUUCAUCAUCAUAUUACACAUGGGUAAACAACUACAAUAUUUAGGCCUGUAUUAUUUCCUGCUUACUAAGCCACACCUACACUUCCUAAACCAUAUUAACCCCUUCAGGACGGAGUCAAUAGUACACGUUCUGAUAAAAAAAAACUUAAACAAAAACUGGAAUUUGCGCUAUAUGUCUGUUCAACCGUAAUUCACCGAUGUCACAUUAAGUGCACCCACACUUAUUAUAUAUCAUUUUGUUCAGGAGAAACAGGGCUUUAAUUUAUCAUUAACUAUUCAUAUAUGGAACAUAAUUUAUUAUGAAUAAAAUUUUAAAAAAUGUGAGAAAAUAAGAUUUUUUUUUUAAUUUGUAUUUCCGUCUGACAUUUUAGCUGUUAAUGUCAUAAUACUGUUAGGUUUUACUGCAAAGAAAUGCACAUAUUUGUAAUCAGCGAUGUCUCACGAGUACAACAGUACCCCCCAUUAACAGGUUUUAUGGUGUUUUGGAAAGUUACAGGGUCAAAUAUAGCACAUUAUAUUUUCAAAUUGAAAUUUGCCAGAUUAGUAAUGUUACCAUUGAGAUGGUGUGGUAGCCCAGGAAUGAGAAUUACCCCCAUAAUGGCAUACCAUUUGAAAAAGUAGACAACCCAAGGUAUUGAAAGUGGGGUAUGUUUAGUCUUGUUUAGUAGCCACUUAGUCACAAACACUGGCCAAAGUUUGCAUUCAUAUUUGUUUUUGUGUGAAAAAAGCAAAAAACUAAUAUUUGGCCAGUGUUUGUGACUAAGUGGCUACUAAGAAAGACUGGACAUACCCCACUUGCAAUACCUUGGGUUGUCUACUUUUGCAAAUGGUAUGCCAUCAUGGGGGUAAUUCUCAUUCAUGGGCUACCAUACGCUCUCAAAGGCAACAUAACCAAUCUGGCAAAUUUCAAUGUCAAAAAAAUGAAAUGCAAGCCUUAGAUGUGACUCUCUAACUUUCCAAAACACCAUAAAACCUGUACAUGUUAUGGGGUACUGUUAUUCUCGUGAGACUUCACUAAACACAAAUAUUAGUGUUUUAAAACAGUAAAAUAUAUUACAACAAUAAUAUAGUCAAUAAAAGUGCCAUUUGUUUGUAAAAAAUGCAAAAAACUUCAAUUUUACUUAACAUAUCAUCGUUGUAAUACAAUUUAUCAUUUUGAAACACUAAUAUUUGAGUUCAGCGAAGUCUCCCGAGUAAAAAAGUACCCCCUAUGUACAGGUUUUAUGGUGUCUUGGAGGGUAAAAGGGUCAAAUAUUGUGCUUGCGAUUUAAAUUUUCUGCACUUUCUCCCUGUGUUGUCAGGCAUGUCAAUCAAAUUUUAAUUAAUCAAAUCUCAUAAUUAUGUUAAAAGAUUACUUAAAUAUACACAUAGAAUUUUAAUAUAUAUGCAUUUAUAGGUAUUUAAAUUCUACAUGUAUACUAAUGUAAUCUUUUAUGUAAUUAUAUGUAUUUAUCUAUAUAUAUAUUUGCCGUUAUUUGUAUUUUAUAUAUAGAUAUAUAUAUAUAUAUAUAUAUAGAAUGUCAUUCUAAGUGUAUUUUGUUACCAAUAUAUAUAUAUAUAUAUAUAUAUAUAUAUAUAUAUAUAUAUAUAUAUAUAUUAAUAACAAAAUAUAGUUAGAAUGAAAUUACAUAUGAAUAUAUAAUUUAUAUUAAAUUUUGUUUCAAUAUUUUAUUUAUUUAUUUUAUUAUUUUAUUUAUUUAUUAUUGUAAUUAUACGUAUAUAUAUAUAAUAUAUGUGUAUAUAUCUAUUAUAUAUAUAUAUAUAUAAUAUAUAUAUACAUAUUAUAUAUGUAACGUCAUUCUAAGUGUAUUUUAAUACUUAUAUAUGUACUUAUAUUAAUAUUAAAAUACACUUUGUAUGACGUUACAUAUAUAUAAUAUAUAUUAUAUAUAUAAUAGAUAUACAUAUAUUAUAUACAUAAAAAUACAUUUAUUUUAAUUUUACACGUCUCAUUCUUUUUUUUUUUACUUUCCCACCAGCAGGGGUACUGUGACAUUUCAGACAGUCCCCCUGAUGGCAGAUCCACAGCCAGCUAUAGGGGGCCACGUGAUCGCUCUUUGAGGGGGCCUCCUUUGCCGGGGGAGGGCUGCCUGGGCUGUCAGGCAGCCCUCCAGAAGAGGAUCGCGGCGGAGGUAAGUACGCCGUACCUCCAGGGGCUUAAAGCCGUUACGGCGUUCUAUGCCGCCGCAACGGCUUUAAAGCCCACUUAAUGCGGGACGGCAUAGAACGCCGUAACGGCGUUAAGGGGUUAAAACACAAUACCAGAUGCUAAUAAAUACAUUCUAAAAUACACUUCCAAACACACAGAGCAGGGAAGGAAAAAAUAAGAAUAUAAACAAAAUACAAAAAGCUAUGUUAUGUUUCUUUUAGCGUUCUGGCACUUUUUAUGCAUAAAUAAAUAUGUUAGAGGAUUAAGUAGGUAAAAGGAAUAAGAUUAACACAAAGAUUUCAAUUUUUUUAUAUAUAUAUAUAUAUAUAUAUAUAUGUGUGUGUUAUACUAUUGGUUUGCCAAACUGCAUCUCUUAGAUGGUCAAUACCUUUCAUAUAUCCUAUGAGCACGACAGCAAUACAUAUAGACAAGACUAAUCAAGUAAUCUACUAAUAACUACAUUAAACUUGUCUUACUAGCAACUGCCAGUCACGGGAAGGGGCAAGUCUCGUGGUAGUCCUGAGGUGAUCAAAUAAUUAAAACAAAGGCCUUCACUAAAGUAUGGGAACCCUGGGAAACAUAUGAGAACACCUCACGGGAAGCAUCCGCUGCGCUCCUUCCCCCAUCCCCCUCCACCUAGAGGACCUAUGGAUGCUCCAUGUGCUGAUGCCGACCAGAGACCCCUGACCCUUUUCUUCUCUAUACUCUUUUCUUUCCUUUCUUUUCUCCCUUUUGUCUCCUUGACUCUCUCAUAUCUGAGCUCUUGGGAUUCUUUAUUUCUCCUAAAAUCCCCAAAACUCGGGGCAGAUGGUUAUUCAGGUUCCAUCUUGGCAUUACUACAAACCUAGUGAAGACAAUCUCUUAUUCUCAGAGCUAUGCUUCUGUAUUAACAUUGCUUGCAACCUAGAUCUUAUACUCCCUUAACUGGGGCAACCUUAAUGCCGUCUCACUACUGCAACGCUUGUACCAUAAGUGAUCAAUGUACAACCUCCUCUGAUGUCUAUUGUCGCACAUCUUGUUCUUUUAUAAUGCGACCCUGUAUUUCUAUUAUACAUGCUGAGAUGUAUACCCUCAAUGAUGUCUCCCGUGCUUUUGAAAAAAAAAAAGAAGUUGGGAGUUUUUCUUAAUUUUGUUUUUUUUAAAUUGGGUAGCUGGCAUCUUAGGACUUCUUAGAGGUUAGUAUUUACAAAGUACUUAACCUCCUACGUCUUCUGUAGUCUGGUCAGCCUAUGAUUGAUAGUAUAGCUGCAGGAGCUGUUAUACAGUGUGUAUUACUCAUUGCUGUCCCUGCUCCUUCUGCUAGGCAUUUCCGGUGUGAGAGGCUGUUAAUGGGCAGAUGGAAAGUGAUCACUUUCUGUCCAGCCUUCCUGUCCAGCCUCACACCUUCUAUAACUGUUCCUGCAGCCAUGCUGUCAAGCAUUGGAAGCAGACUAGACUAUAGAGGACACAGGAAAAUGCUCUUGGUACUUAUCUCUCAAAUAAAAGGCACAUUAUAAGUGCUGAAAAGAGGUGCUUCCUACAGAACAUGCCCCUGUAGGUAGAUGCCUUCUCUGCGUAAUAGGUAAUCAGGCUCUGUUGAUAUCUCUAUACUGUAUGAGGUAUGUCCAAUUUUCCUUUCCUCACAAAAAUAUAUAAAUCUAAGUAUAAUUAUGUUACUUGUUUGUAUCACAUAUAAAUCUCUUAUUAACAGGUAAGUAUUUUUAUUAGUUGAGCAGGCAAUAAACUAGGGUUAUUAGUGAGUAGCCUACAAACCAAGGUCUGUUUCCUAGUGAUGAUAACCUGAGUGUCACGUAUUCUGAGUUGGAAUUUAAACAUCUUUGAUCUGCAGACCCCCUAGGUGAGUAAGUAGGAGUAGUAAUUUUUGAUAACAGAUACUCUUUGUGCACAUUCAAUUGUACUUAUUUUUUUAUAUAAACAUAUGUUUUAUAGUGUAAGAACUGCAUUGAGAAUGCCCCAUAACUAGUAGACUGAAACAUUUAUAUUUUUAAAUAAAAGAUCACAGUGUGUCUGCAUUCACCAUUCUAUGUUAAAAUGGCCAACAAGUACAUAUAUAAGCAUAUGAAGUUCAUUGAUCAUAUUUUUUUUCAUUUUUAUUGCAUUGGAUUAUGAAUGUGUAUGUUUCAUAUAAAAUGUCGACUUGAUUAUGUGAAAUGUGUUAAUUGUUGCAAGGGAGCUUUGAAUUUCCCAGUGCAUGAAUUGUUGGCAAAAGAUAAAAAAAAAAAAGACUAAUCCAGAUUAAUUUAACCUAAAACAUCUCCAAACCUUCUCAAAGUCUUAUCCACAGUUAAUGCUGAUGCUGUUUUCAUUAUAUUUCAGUCAGUGAAUAACCUUAAAAAGCAUUGAAAACAAAUAUUACUAGGAAAUAACUGACUAUGAAAAACGUAUUUAGUUAUAAUUCAGUUAAAAAUAAUUGUUUGGAAUAGACUUUCAUUAAAGAAACACUACAAUGUCAGAAAUAAAAACAUGUAUUCCUGUCACUAUAGUUCUAAAGUUACUAUUUAGGUUCCCGGUCCCUCUGUAACCAGUGUAGAAGGUGAGUUUACUCACCUUUAUUCCAGCGCUAUGCGGGACUGCUGUGACUGACUCCGACCCUGGCCCCGAUCCACCUUCCUGGCUGAGGUGAUCAAAAUUGAUGAUCUCAGUCAAUCUAAUGCUUUCCCAUAAGAAAGCAUUGGGAGGCUAUUGCGAAUGCGCAGCAAAACGCAGCACUGGCCAAUCAGCAUCUUCUCAUAGAGAUGCAUUGAAUUAAUGCAUCUCUAUGGGGAAUGUUUAGCGUCUCCAUGCAGAGCAUGGAGACACUGAACGUCACUACUGCACAACCAGGAAGCCCCUCUAGUGGCUGUUAGGUGUUCCUAAGCAGUAAUGUAAACACUGUCUUUUCUCUUAAAAGGCAGGGUUUACAUUAAAAAGCCUGCAGGGACAUGCUAAAGACACCAUAACAACUACAUUAAGAUGUAGAUGUUCUCGUGACUAUAGUGUCCCUUUAAGAGCAGAGGCAUGAUGAUAAAGUAUGACCCAGAAUUUACUGUACUCUAUCUAAUGAGAGAUAAUUAAAUGUAAGUAGAGAGGGCUCCCUGAUAGGAUCUCUAAUAACAAUUGGUAGUUAACAUUUGACUCCAAUUGAUCACAAAAACACUACAUAUUGCCUUCCCUCUUUCUCCAUCUGGUGGGAUGUAGGGUGGAGGAGGGUAAUAAGGUCAGGGGACCUCUGACCCAGAAGUGGUUACAAGGACCAGAAAUUGGCCAUGCUCCUAGUCACCUACCCUAAAAAAGACUCUGACAACCACUUAAUACUAAGUGUUAUAUACACUGAUCAGCCACAACAUUAAAACUACUGACAGCAAAAACAACAGCAAAACCAAAUGUGAGAAAGGCUGAACUUGAUGGACACGUCUCUUUUCAGCUAUGUAACUAUAUAAGAUGAAGUGAACAACAUUGCUUUGGGGACAAAGAGUUCAGGGUGUUCAUUUGGCCUCUAAAUUCCCCAGAUCUUAAUCUGAUUGAGCAUCUGUGGGAUGUGCAGGAAAAAAAUGCCAAUACAUGGAGGCACCACCUCGCAACUUGCAGGACUCUGCCACUGAGCAUAGUUAGUGGAAGAGGAGAAACAGAAUCUCUUUUUUUCACUUUUUUUUUUAAAAUCUUUAUCAAGUACAUUACAUAUAUUUUAUAUUUUCAUCUUUUUAUAAAAAUUACAUCUCAAUAUAAUCGUAUACAAAAAUGUUCAGAUUGUAUCUUGAUACAUUUUUAUUAGAAAAAUGCAUUACCCUUCCCCUUCCUCCCCACUCCCCUCCACAGCCUCUGCUGUCAAGCAGGGAAUAUUGCUCAAAUAAAACAUCAUAAAACCUUAUAGCCCUACCAAUUAAAUUUUUUCCUGUGACCCAAUUUCUCCAAAUAUGAGCUUAGUAUAUUAGAAUUCCUAUUUUUUAUCCACAAACCUCUCUCCAUCCCUAUUUGAUAUAACAACUGGUUCUCCGCUUCCUGCCAUAUAGGAGUAUCCAUUGUCCUCCAAUGUCUGGCAAUAACAAUCUUCUUCUUCAUUGAUUAAUAUAUUUAAAUCUCUUUGCUAUUUUUUCAGGGUUUUUAUUUUUAUAUUUUCCUCCACCCCUUCCAUUAUUCUACUACAAUGUGCAAGCAAGCCCUUAUUGUUGUUUUUUUGUUUUUUUUUAAGAUUAGUUAAUCUAUCUAUUUUAUCUGUAUCACCAAAAUAUGUGUGUUUUUUUUAAAUAUCCCUUUUCUCUCAGAUAGUUAAAUAUUUUGUUGUUCAAUAAACCAUAUUCCAGUUGUAUCUGACAGAAGGGCUUUAUAUCAUUAUGAGCUAUAAUAUUCUUAAUUUAAUUUAACUAUUCUUAAUUUUAGUUAUACCAAGUACUCUCCAUCUUUCUAAUUGUAUAUUUUGUAUGUUGUGUUUUAAAAUCUCAAUAUCACUGUCCAAAUCACCUUAUUAUUUAGGCCCAUGCUUAUUCUGAUCUUGUUCCAAUUUUGGGAUAUAUCCAAAUUGGUUCUUGGGAACAAAUUUAGAUUUUUACUUUUUCUUUUUUUUUUUUUUUUCUUCAUUUCUUGUUGGAUUUUAUCUGAGUCUGUAGUUUUCCCCAAAAAUAUAUUUAGAUUGUGAUUAUUCAAUACAUUCAAUUGUAUACCAAGUUGUCAAAGCACUACUAUUUUGUUGAGUUAUUAUAGCAGGGGAUAAUCUACUUGCCCUAUAUAUUUGUCCCACAUUUGGUAUCCCCAUACCCCCUUGAUUAGGUUUUAACAUCAAUGUCCUAGCAUUUAUUCUUGGAGUUUUCCCCUGCCACACAAAUUUUCUGAAUGCUGUCUGUAUCAUUAGUAACCAGGCCUCUGGGAAAUUUAGCAGAAUAAGUCUGAAGAGGUAUACCCAUUUUGGCAAGAAAUAAGAUUUCAAUAUAUUUACUCUACCCCACAAUGAAAUUGGGAUUUUUUUCCAAUCAUUUAUUUUUUUUAUUCAUCUGUUUUAACAAGGGUAAAAAGUUUUUUCUGAUAUCUGAGCUAAUUUGGAUACCUAAAUAAUUUACUGAGUUUGAUUCCCACCUAAAUCCAUAUUUAUUUCUCAAUAUUUCUCUAUCCCUCUCUACAAAAUUACUACCGAGCGCAAUUGAUUUUUCAAUAUUCAAUUUCUAACCUGAUAUCUUAGCAAUUUUUUUCACAAUAUUCAUUACAGCCUCCAUAGAGCUACAUGGGUCUUGUAGUGUUCAGAUAACAUCAUCUGCAUAUAAAUAUAGCUUAGCUUGUAUCUGGCCAUAUAUAAAUACUCAAAUUUCCUUAUCUUUCCUUAUCGUAGCUGCCAAAGGUUCCAAUGACAUUAUGUACAAUAGAGGGGACAAUGGGCAGCCCUGUCUAGUUCCAUUUCUCAAUGUGAACCAUUCAGAGCUAAAUCCGUAGCCCACAACCUUCGCUGAUGGACUUGAAUACAAUGCCAUAAUUGCAUAAGAAAUUGGUCCCUCUAAACCAUAUGCCAUACCAUAGAUAUCUCCACCCAACCCUGUCAAAAGCUUUCUCUGGAUCUAAUCUAACUUUAUAUAGUCAUAUUGUCUAUUAUUAAUUAGCCUAACUAGCCUAAUUCCAAUUCUUAUCGCUGGAAUUCAAGGGAGGUGGUCCAUUCUGGCUCAUUUUUCCACUACCAGAUUGUAUAAAAAAUUACCUAAGGCUGUCCCACUAGAGAUGUAAAAUUACUUUCUCUAAACACCAAUAUAACAUAAAUGGCAACUAAAAAAAAUGGAGAUAAUAAAGGUGAGAAUAAAUAUCAAAAGAAAAAGGAAGAGAAACCUUUGGAAAAAAGGAAUUAUAAAGAUAAAAAACUGGCCUCCAUAUUCUCUCCAACUAUUACCAGAACCAUUUCAAGCGAUGCCUCAUAUAGCCUAAUUGAUGAAUCUAUGGCAAUGGGUGAUACAGACUUAGAUAAAUCUCAUUUAGAUUCCUGUGGGGAAUCAAAACCACAGGUAUCCACCCUUGACUCCCUAAAAAUAUGCUUGGACAAACAAUUUGCUCGGUUACAAAAAUAGUCAAUAUGGUCAAGAACACAAAAGAAAUAAUGUCAGAAGUUAAAAGACUGGAAGAAAAAAAUUGAAAAAAAUGAAAUCCAACUAUCAGAAUGUAAGACUAAACUGAAUACUGCUUAAGAAACAAUGGCUAACUUACAUGAUAAAAUCAAAUCACUGGAGCUUAAUGUUCAGAACCUGAAAGAUAGACAUAGAAGAAUAAACCUGCGAAUACGAGGAGUCACAGAGGAUAUACAAUCUCAGGAUCUGGAAGAAUACCUCACAGAAUUUAUAUCUGUUCUAAAAAUUGGAGAUAAAUAUAAAGAAAUAUUAUUCAAGAGAAUGCACAGAAUAUCUAAGCCAAAAGUCAUUCCAGAGUCUGCUCCAAGGGAUAUAAUUAUAAGAUUCCAUACUUACAAACACAGAGAACUACUCUUACAAGCUUUCAGAGAUGUAUCCGCAUUUCCACGGAAAUUCCAACACUUAAGAUGUUUCCCAGACUUGUCCAGAUCCACAAGAAUAUUCAGAAGAUCUUUCUAUGAGACUACCACCACUGUAAGAAAUAACAACAUAAAAUAUAGUUGGGGUUUCCCAGCAAAAUUGGUUGUUCACUAUGAGACCUCCUCCAUUGUGUUUGACUCUGCCCAAAAAGCCACUUCUUGGCAGAAGUUAAAAAAAAAAAUUCUAAAUGAUGAUAAUGGUAAAAUGUAGAGUUUCAAUAGUUAAACUAAUUUAUUGCUCUGUUUAUGUUUUUCCUUCCUUCCUACUAUAAAGUAUAGUUAAUUUAGUAUACCUAUCCCCUUCUGUGAUAAAUGCACUUCAGAGUUGGUGGCAUAAGAUAAGGAAGAGAGGGUGUAAGAGAAGAGGGAGUAGUAGGGAGUAGACAUAUGGUGGGAGGGAUAGGGUAUGGAUAGGGAGUGGAGAUAAUGGAAUAAAAGAAUUUAGAUAUUUACAAUAAUGGGUAAAAAUAGUGAAAUAAAACUCACAUGGGAUUUUUUUAUAGUUUAAUUUAAAUUGCGCAAAGAUGGAAAGUUUGACUAAGUUUGCUAGAAUGGAUAGAUAAUGUAAUACCUAUUAAUUAAACAUCAUAGUUCAGAUAUAAUAUUCACACAAUUUAAAGUUGGGAUACACUCACAAGUAUGUUUAACAAAUUUUGAUAUUUACUUAUGCUUAAUAAUGGAUGAAUGUGUAUUAAUAUUGUAGAAUAAAUAACGUAACUAUUCACUAGGGGGAUAGAAUAAAAUAGGGGAAACAAGAAGGUUGCAAUCAGAUAGGUGGAGAGAGAAAGACAAGAGUAUUAUCCUACAGGUUUGGGGCCCUCACGAUUAAUAACUAUAUUGAGGAAAGAUAAAAGUAAUUAAGUGUAUCUGUUCAAAUUGGUUGAGACUAAGGACAAAGAAAGGGAAAAAAAUUAAUAUGAAACAUUAAAUUUAAUUGCAAAUCGUACUAUAUAUGUGACCACGCUCAUUUUAAAGAAAAAAAAGGGGGGGGGGGGUUAAAUAUCUGCUAAUAUGAAUAGGUAAUAAGGUUUAUUAAAGUAAGAAAGAAGAAUCAAUGCGUAGAAGAAAAUGUUUUCUUUAUAAAUUUUAAAAAAUAGCAUAGGGAGGAUCAAUGUUAGAGGGGAAUAAGAUUAGGAUUAUAACUUUGAACGUUAAGGGUUUGAAUGCUCCACAGAAACGUAAGCUUUUAGUAGAUCAUUUAUGGAAAAAGAAAAUUACUGUCUGAUUUAUACAAGAAACACACUGGAAAGCUAGAAACUCAAAAACAAAAAGUUUCUAUUAUCCAACUCUUGUCUCCUCAGAUUAUAGCUCUAAAAAUAGAGGAGUUGCAAUUUUUAUUUCAAAGAAUGUAACGUAUAAAGAACUAUAUAGAGAAGUGGAUAAGAAUAGCAGAUAAGUGUUCUUGAUCUUUGAAUUGCAGGGGAAAAUCUACUCACUACUUAAUAUAUUUGCUCCAAAUAAACAACCUGAAAAAUGUAUUAAUAACAUAUUAACCAAGUUUGAAAACAAGGUACAGGGGUCCUUUAUAGUUGGAGGAGACCUUAACUGUGUGGUAGAAGUAUCAUUGGAUAAAAAGGUUCCACAAGAAAGGAAUCAACAAAAUAUCAUUAAAAAAUUGGUUCUGCAGAAUGUCAUAUCUAAAUUUAAUCUAUAUGACAUGUGGAGAGUGAAACAUCCUGAUGAAAAGGAGUUCACUUUUUAUUCUAAACCUCACUUUUUGGUUAAAAUACAGUUAAUUCAACAAUGUUACCUAAUUAAAAUUGAGGAUAUCACCUGGUCGGACCAUUCGGCUGUGAUUAUGGAAAUAGGAUUAGAUGCUAAUGAACCACGAUCACAAUGGAGGCUGAAUGAGAGAUUAUUUACUGAUUCUAAAACUAUUGAUUAUAUGUCGGAGAGGAUUAAAUUAUACUAUAAAGAAAAUACGACACAAGAAAUCUCAAAGUAAAUUUUAUGGUGUGCCUUUAAGAGUGUAAUAAUGGGUUAUAUAAUUAAAUUGGGGUCUGGAAAAAAAAGGGAACAAGGCCUAUCUUUAAAUCAACUAUACCUUGAAUUCUAUAAUUUAAAUAAAAAAAUAAAAUCUCCCCUACAAAGGAGUUUGAUCAACAAAUAUCAGAAAUAUCCAAGAAGAUCAAUACUACUUUAUUGGCAAAAGUGAAUUGGUACUAUAAAAGCAACAAAGCUGAUAAAAUGCUUUCCAAUAGACUAAAAAAUAGAAAAGCUAGAUCGAGAGUCAAAAAGAUCAUAGUAGAUGGUCAUAGUUAUAAUGACCCAAAAUCAAUAGGUAAUGCCUUUAAUAAAUUCUAUGCACAACUUUAUAAUCUCUCCUCCAGACCCCAGGAAUUAGAUAUAUCUGAAUAUCUGGAUGGGAUUAAAUUGCCAACUCUUACAGAUGGCCAGCAGAAAGAGUUAAACUUACCUUUCUCUGAAUCUGAGGUUAGUCUGGUAAUUAACAGGCUUAAGCUGAAUAAAGGCCCAGGUCCUGACGGGUAUACUAAUUGGUUUUUUAAGAAAUUUAAAAAUGAGCUAUUGCAACAUCUAGUAGAUACAUUUAACGAGAUUAGAGAAUCAGGUCUCCCUUUGAAAGAAUUAUUACAGGCUAAUAUCUCACUGAUAUUAAAAUCUGAUAAGGACCCAACUAAUCUGGUUAAUUACUGGCCUAUAUCUCUUAUAAACUCCGAUAUUAAAAUUUAUUCUGCUGUCAUUGCAAAUAGACUAAAAUUAAUUAUUCCAUCUUUAAUUCAUCAUGACCAAAUAGGUUUUGUUCAGAAUAGAGAUCCAAGUAAUAACACUCGAAGAUUGACUGCCCUGAUUGAUUAUGUAACAAGGAGCAAGAUCCCUAUGCUGGCCCUGUCACUAGAUGCUGAGAAGAUGUUUGACAGGGUCAGCUGGAGUUUUAUGAACCAGACUCUGGACAAAUUUGGAUUUGUUGGCUCCAUUAAAACUGCAAUAAUGGCUCUUUAUUCUAGUCCAACGGCUAAAACCGUGGGCCCUGGCAGCUCCGCAGAUUGGUUUACAAUUUUAACAGGACCAGGCAGGGAUGUCCCCUGGCCCCGCUUUUAUAUAUUUUGACUCUUGAACCGCUCACAGUGAGCAUAAGAAACAACUAUCAAAUUAAAGGAGUUAUUCUGAAUCAUUCUGAAUUUAAGAUCAGCCUAUAUGCUGGUGACAUAAUAUUAACAUUGUCUGAUCCGGAUAUAUCACUAGGGGCCUUGUUUCGGGAGUUGGAAGACUAUGGUAGAGUUUCAAACUAUAAAUUAUAUAUUGGUAAAUCCCAAGUUAUACCCAUCAAUUUAGGUUUUACAACAAUUAAUCAGUUAAAUAUCCAUUCACUUGGUCAUCACAAGGUUUUAAAUAUCUUGGGGUUCAUUUCUCUUAUAGUUUAAAAUAAAUGAUCGAUAAAAACGUGGAUAAUCUUAUAAAAUAUACCAGUGAUAAAUUACUCAAAGAGUGGAGAAACAUAGGAAUUUCCUGGUUGGGAAGAAUAAAUAUCAUCUAAUCAUAUAUUUUUUCUCAUUGGUCAUACCUGUUCAGAAUGAUCCCUUUAUCUAUAACAAUAUUUAAACUUAGGCAGAUUCAUAAAUUAUUUCUGAAUUACAUAUGGGAUUAUAAGAGGUCAAGGAUCUCAAUCUUACAUGUAAUUAAAAAGUCCAGUAAGGGUGGCCUGGCUGUCCCAAAUCUUAUCAAAUAUUACCAAGCCUGUAGGCUGUACCAUCUGUGGAGAUGGCAGGGCCCAACCACAAUAGAAGAGCCUUGGUAUAAAAUUGAAUCCUUUCUGUGUAAUUCAAAAGAUCGUUCUAAUAUGUUAUGGAUUGAUGUUGGGGCUAGUGCAAAAUUCAUCUCCAACAUAGAAACUUCAUACAUAAAAGAUAUCUAUGAAAUUUGGGUAAAAUACAGGAAACUAAAUCACUUUUUAAAUAAAAUUUCUAAGUAUAGUCCAAUUAAGACAAUGGAAUAUAAUAUGAAAGACCUACAUUUAGGUAAUUGGAUCAAAUUUGGUUAAACUAAAAUAGAUGAUGUAUUAGAAUUGAAUAAAAUAAGGUCUUUUUCAUAUCUUCAGUUAAGUCUUGACCCUAAUUCAAGAGAGUUAUUCUCAUACCUAAGAAUCAAAAAUUAUUUGGAUAACCAUCUGCUUUAUGACAACACUAGGAUAAAUAAAAAUUUUAAAUGAUCUAUUUAAAAAUAUUACUAAACGUAAAUCGAUAUCUAGUUGGUAUGAAAUAUUGAGAGAGGAAGAAAAAGAGUCUAAACCAAAAGCCUGGAAAAUCUGGGAACAAGAAAGUGGGUCUCCAAUCGAGUUGGAGCAGUGGUAUAGAUCAAUUCAAGAAGUUAAAAAAUCGUUGCACUGUUUAAAUAUCAUAGCGCUCCAUUAUAAAAUUCUUCAUCAAUGGCAUAGGGUACCAAAUAUUCUAAAUAAAACCAACCUUGAUAAUUCCAAACUUUGUUGGAGGUGUACUUGUGCUGAAGGUAGCUCUAAACAUAUCUGGUGGGGAUGUAAGCUUUUAAGACCUAUAUGGAAUAAGGCAUUUAGAGUUAUAUCAGAUUUAGUGGGAGAUUUGGAAGAUAACUCAAUGGUUGCUCUUUUUCAUUUUAAUUUAAGAAGAUUCUCAACUCAAAAUAGAUAUCUAAUAAUAAAAAGACUCCAUCUUGGACCCAAGUGCUAACUCAGCUUAAAUACCAACACAAUAUGGAAAGGGAAUAUCUUUUCAAUAUGAUAGCCACUUAAAAUUUGAUGAGAAAUGGUUACCUUGGCUAGAUAAUCUGAUAUAACUAUAUACCUUGUUGCGUUCUCUGUUAUGAAUAUCCUUAAAUAUAAAGAUCACUCUAGUUCUUCCCUAUGGUACUGUAUGCAGGAAAUUUAUGAAGUAACCUAGUUAUUAUAGUUUAGGCCCGCCUAAUCCGCUCAGUCCUUUUAAAUUGUGAUAUUUGUGUUUUUUGUGUGUGAAGUUUACUCAACAGUUCAUAUAUACUUCCAUUGUAAAUCAAAGUCUAUGUUUAAUUCUGAACUAUUUUUGUUUGUGAUGUUACAUAUGUAAAAUUUGCAAAAAGAAUAAUAAAAAAAGGUUCCCCCUAUUUUAGGGUGAGGGGGUAGGGAGGGGUUAAUUUUUUUGGGGGAAUAGGGGUGACUAGGGGUUUGUGGACCCCUAGUCACCUGGGGGGGUAACAUUUUUAUUUAGGGCCCCCCACGCCACUCAGGGGUGGGGGCCGAGGGGAAGGACAAUAGGUCCCCCCUAUUGGUAUUUAGGGCCCCCACCUGCUGCUCAGGGGUGGGGCUAGGGGCGAGGGCAUUAGGUCACCCCCCUUAUUCCAAUUUGGGGCCCCCACCCACCGCUCAGGGGUGGGGGCCAGGGGGGAGGACAUUAGGUCCCCCCCUUAUUAGUAUUUAGGGCCCCCACCCACCGCUCAGGGGUGGGGGCAAGAGGGGAGGAUAUUAGGUCCCCCCCUUAUUCCAAUUUGAGGCCCCCACCCACCGCUCAGUGGGGAGGACAUUAGGUCCCCCCCUUAUAAGUAUUUAGGGUCCCCACCCACAGCUCAGGGGUUGGGACCAGGAGGGAGGACAUUAAGUCCCCCCCCAUUAGUACUUAGGGCCCCCCACCCACCGCUUUUUAAAGUGAGCAGCCAUGGGCUCAUUGUUUAAUAGACAUGGCCCUACUCACAGUAUAGCGAGUAGGGGCAUAAUUUACUAAUACUAAGUAAUCCUUACUUAGUAUUAGUAAAUUUGGCUGAAAGACCAAUUUAGGUCUUUCAGCCUUUUAGUAGAUAGCUCCCUAAUACCGUGGGAAUUAGGGAGUUAUCUACUUAUUCAUUCCUGUCAUUACACUGACUGGCUAAGUAACUUACAUUUUAUAUGAAUGUAUGUUACUUGAUUGUUGUAAGUGUUGCAAAUGCUUACAGCUGAAUCCUGACUAUGUUUGUAUACUUUUUAUUUAAAAUUGUAUACAGUGUAACAUUCUUCAUUCUUCCACUGGGUAAGUAUAUUAGUUCUUAGGCAAUACUGUACUUCGGCACUUCGGCACUUCAGCACUUCGGACCUUCGGCAUUUCGGCAAUUCGACACUUCGGAAAUUCAGUAAUUUCAGAAUUUUAGGACUUCAACCAUUCGGCAAUUCGCCAAUUCAUCUAUUCGGACAUUCGGAAGUACCCGAAUGUCCGAAUUGCCCGAAAUUUGUCCGAAUUCACACUGGGACCGAAAUAAAUUGCACAUGUCUACUAAGAAUACGUUUGAAUUCCUGAUACUAUAGUGUUCCUUUUAUGUGUUAGUUAAUGGUGUAAUUUCCAGAGAAAUGGCGUUUCCCUCUUAGACAUUGAUUUAAAUUGUAUUCAGAUAUAUUAUCUCUCCUCUUCUUUUUGUACUUUGUCAUUCUAUGUUUGUGUUUUGGUAAUAAAUGUAAAAUGAUUUAAAUGAUGAAUCAUUUAUUUUAUAGUCAAACUCAAAGCAUCUUUCAAUGAUAGCUUCUAGAAAAAGUGAUAGGAACAUUUCAGUACUAUUUUUUCAACAAAAUAAAAAUUAAAUAAAAUGUUUUGUUUAUUGCUAGAAAGGAAGGCAUUCACAUGUCAACAAAUAUGGUGAUAAAAGCCAUGGCAGCAACAAUCUUUACUGAAUACAAUGUAGGAAAAAGGUUUCAUGCGUUCUAACAUGGUGGACCAGAGUGAUAAGAAUAGUACAAUGCAUGAUGCAACAAUACCUGGCUAAUAACAAAAAGGCUUGUCUUAUCAGGGCUAGUCUGCAUGUUUCAAAUAGGAAACAAUACAAUUCUGUUAUUAUCCAAAAAGCGUUGUCAUUGAAAAAACAUCAAUUUAAUAUUUUUGGAUACACUUUUGAAAUUGUUAUUUCAAAAAAGUUGAUAUUUUUAUAUUUUUUCAAUAUAUUUCUUAAUUUAUAUUUUUAAAAAUUAUUUUUUGAAAGCUAUUCCAAAAAGAAUAAAUCAAUUGAAAAGCGUAUCCACACAUUUUAUAUCGAGGCCUCUGUACAUUAUUGGUAGGUAUCUUAGAUUGCACAAGUCUCUUACGUAUCAUUUCAUUUCCCCACUGUAAAAUGCAUGUAGCUCUAGUAGAGCACAUUACUGCCCAGCAUGAAUUCCACAUAAAGGAAAAUGCAGCUCACUGUUUAUAUUAAAGGAACACUACAGCACACUAUAGUGUUUAAGGUGCCACUAGUGCCACGGUGCCUGCCAAACUCCAGCUCUAUUGCCAAUGAGAGCCAAUGCUCCUGCUAGGAGUUUCCAUUAGAUUAUUUGACCUUAAUAGAAGGAAAAAGUAUAUACAGUAUAUAAACAUGUAAAUAUAUUUAUUUAUUUUUUACUAAUUUUCCUCCUAUUGGUUACUUUUUCUCACUUGACCUGUUAAUCAAGUGGCAGUAAAAUAGCCUGUCAUUGUAUUGCAAAAUAGAUACAUAAUAUUUACAUUGUUUCAUUGUGCUCUUUUCUCUUUAUUAUUUGUUUUACAGUGUUAUAUUCAAUAAACCUUCUGCUGUAUAAACAUGUUUUUAUUGUUAGUAAUACGGCUUUGUUUUACUUUAAAAUGUGUUCUAUUAAACUAGGAAUUCUCUAGAGUGAUUUCUAUACAUUAAUACUGUACCCUUUGUUAAGGUCAUUUGGGAUUCCCACCAAAAGUCUAAAUAAAAUAUGUUUUUAUAAUGUAUUGAUGUUAACAUUUAUACCAAAAUAGAAAAUUUUAAUGGAAAUAUGAGGGCAACAGUAUUUUUCUUGACAAAUUUUAAUGGUGGAAUUAAAAAAAAAACACUGUAUUUAAUUUCCUCGUAAAAUUGGCACAAUAGGCUAAUGUAUAGUUUUCACUUUUAUCAUGUUAUUUCUUUUUGCUGUGUUGUGUACUUUUUUCCCCUAUUAUUUUAAAAAGGUCCAUACAGCACCUGGUUUGCUGAUUCUACACGUACUAACUUCCACGGCGUAAGAUGCAUUGUCCACACACAGCUGUUUUCUUGUCAUUCUGAGGAGCCCGCCCUUCUGAUUUGUUUUUUCCCAUGUCUUAACCUUAGAAGAUAUUGAAACCUUUGCCAGCAUUGUACAUGAGACUGUGUCUGCCUGCCUGUCUGAAUGGGGCGUGCUCACAUAAUUUCCUACAAUAUUAUUUUCAACUUCCCUUUUCACUAUUUAUAGAUGGGAGACAAUGUAAAUUAUUUUACAUAUACUAUGAAAAGACUCCAUAACUGGGAGAGAUAAGGACAAACUUGUUCUAAGAGCAUAAAACCUCACAGUUGGAUAGGUGACAAUAAUAAACAGAAUUAUUUUUGUUUUGCCAGCUGAAGGAUUUUACUUCCAAUGGUGUAGUGUCAUUAUAAAAAGAUACAAACAUGGUGUAUCUGUGUGUAGAUCAAAUUUAAAGAUUCAUUAAAUACACUGAAAGAACAUAACUAUAUUCAUGCUAAAAGCAUGCAAUGCUGAUGAGGCUUUGUCAAAUUAUUCUUCUGUAAUUAUUUUUUAUCAACUCAUCUUUCAGGAUGUGGCACAUCAUUAGGUCAAGAUAAAACAACAAGCAUCACCUCAGGAAGUGAUACUACAUUAACAGUAGUUGAAACUACAACUAAAGAAACCACCACGCCAGUUUCUACUACACAAGGUCCUAGUGCAGCAAAUAGUGCCACCAACACGCUUUCUGUCACCACCAUUCCGCAGAUAACAGAUGCACUUUCAACAGUAAGUGAUACACCAACAAGUAUUACCUCCAACAGUGCCAUUGUGCCACUUACAUCAUCUGCUUUGACUGUUACUAAAAAUGUGGACACAAGCAAUCUUACUGGAAUCACGACAACUAAACCAACAACCGAACAGAUCUCACAAAUUACAACAAACACAGGUGAGUAACAUGGUGAAACUUUAAUUCAUAUAACGGAGUGGCAAUGUUUCAGACACAGAUAGAUAAAUUGGAAUUGUGUCUUCUAAUGCAGGCGUGUUAUGAGUCUAAGUCUGGAUAUGUAUAUAAACACAGCAAAGCUGGACACACACAAACUUGCCAGUGGGUGUGUUUUUGGAGACAUUAGGGGUCUUUUAUUUAUGAAACCAUUGACCUUUUUUUAUUUCCGAAUAAAUGCCAAUCAGAGAGAUUAGUUAAUGUUUAAUGAAGCUGUACCUGAUGGUCCUGGGUGAGAGAAAACGAUCAAAGGUUUCACCAAAAUAAAGUAAUCACCUCGUGGCUUCCUGAGCAAGAGACAGUCCAGACACAGUACAGCAAUGUUAAAGAGACACUCUGGGCAAAUGAACAACUUUUAAUGUAUCUGAUAGAUUCUGUCAUUAAUAUAAAAAUACUGUAUUUUUUUGGACGCUGAAAUAUGUAUAGUUUUUGCAAACAGCAUAAAAUAUUUUGUAGCAUUAUGCACUAAAACCUUUACAUUACUCACACCCCCUAUUUUAAAACACUUGCUUCAUAACUCCCAUAUAUAACUCCCAAAUAUACACAUCACAGCUACUGACAGCACUAGCCAAUCAGCUGAGCUGCAGGAAGCCAUGGACCCAGCACUACAGGAAAAGGACAUCCAGGAAGACAUUUAGAGAAUAUAUUUCACAUGUUAGCCUGUCUGUCGGUGCAUUUGCCUCCCUUUGCAGGUAGUUAUACUUCCAAAGCAAAGUAGCACAAUACUGAAAAGUAGGUGGCCCCACUAAGAGUGCACCUGUUGUGUAUACGUCAUUUGUGUCACGCAGUGAUUGCCCUCACUCAGUGGUGUAUUUAGGAUUUGUGCUGCCCUAGGCAGGACAGUGCUUGGGAAUCCCCCCUAAUUUCAAUUUUCCCCACCCCUUUUUGUCAAGGCCUCACUUUGACUGACAGACGCUCACUCACUGACAGACGCACACUCACUGACAGACGCAUACACUCAUUGACAGACACACACUCUCAUAUACACUGACAAACAACGACACACACACUCACUGAUUUGACACACUGACAGACAGACAGACACUUUUACUUGGACACACACUGACAGACUCACACUCACUGACAGAUGCAUGCACUCACUGACCGACACAUACACACUUACUGACCGACACACACACACAUUCACUCACAGACACACACUCACAUAGACACACUCACAUAGACACACACACUUACAGACACACACAUACACACUUACAGACACACUCACUUACUUACAGACACACACAAAUUCACUUACAGACACAGACACACAUACACAUUUCUCCCAACACUCACAAAUUAUUAUUUUUUUUAAAUGUGGAUUGCUUACCUCUGGAUCAGUGGGGCUGCUGGUCGGGCAGGCAGGGGCAGACAGGCUGAGUAGGCGGCGAGGGAACUUUAAUCUUCCUGCUCAUCUCCUUCGCGCGCCGCUUAGUGAUGCCGGAAGCCGGAGUGACGUCAUAUUCCAGCUCCCGGCUUCAUUAUGCAGUGCAGAGGGAGCUGAGCAGGAAGAGCUCAGGUGAGCAUGCUCCCUUGCUGCCCACCGCCCGCUGCCCACCUCAUGGGGGGGCUAAAAAGUGGCCAGCCGGCCAGCUCUUGAGCCUCCCAGGACAUGAGGCCAACAAAGGAUUUGCCUGGGCUUUUUUUGCUGCCCCCUGCAAAGUACCGCCCAAGGCAGUUGCCUUGUUUGCCUCGCAGAAGAUACAUCCCUGCCCUCACUUACAGAAUAUAGAAAACCCACAAUGGAGUGUCAUAUGGCAUAUAGACAUAUUGUCGUGCCUGAUAGAUAGAUAGAUAGAUAGAUAGAUAGAUACUGAGUCAGCAAUAGCCAAGGAUUAUAGAAAUACAAAUAUAAGAAGCCAUAAACAAGCCAUGUCAGGAAUCCAGAAAUGCAUAAAGCCAAUAAAAGCCAGGGUCAGUAUCAGAAAUAAAAGAGAGACUUACUGAGCACACUACCACCUACACCACCACCCACAAAAAGGUAAGAGUGAGUACCCUGGACGCAAAACCCCAGGGGGGUGCAAAACGCAUCCAGGGUACUCACGCUUACCUUUUUGUGGGUGGUGCUGUAGGUGGUCUUUCUCACGUCUGGCAGCAGCAGGUAUCACAACUACCUAAUAUUUAAUUCCCUAAGCGUUCCUUUUUGUGUGUUGUCCUUGCUUGGAUAUCUGUAUAUUCAUCUUGUGAUUAUUAUAUGCUGUUUGCAUUACUCAAUAUUCCUACUCCUAUAUUCAACUUUUUGGAGUGCUGCCGUGACUUUUUUCUGCCAUACAUCGCUGCAAUUUUUAUAUCAAUAAAUGUGCACGUUUUCAUUAUUUCUGUGUAUUUUUCUGUGGAUCAUCAUUACUCCUGAGUGCGGACUGCAUUUUGGUUUUUUUUGUUACUUACCGCAUAUGUGGGAUAGUCCAGCACCAGAAUUAACCCUAUCAAGGCUUGCUCUCAGGAUUAUUUCACCUGACAUUUAAGACACUUUACUUGGAGUUGCGAUAUCGUCUGUGGGUGGGUUUCAUACCACACAAACAUAUUUUUUGUAAUAUUUUGUCACAUUUUAAACACCCCUAAAGAAAAUAUGCACCUGGUCAUGUAAAAUUAUUAAUAUUAGUAUUAAAAACAUCUACGGAUGAAUGGAUGGAUGGAAUGACAGACAGAGCUGUGUCUAUUAAUAUCUAUCUAUCUAUCUAUCUAUCUACCUUAAUAAUGUAUAAAUGGACAGAAUGAUAGAGAGACAGAUAGAUAGACAGACAUGCUUGUAAAUAGUUUAUUGUGCUUUGUGUACUAAAAAAGAUAUUCCUUGCUACAGUAACAUCUUAAACUUUACAUAUUUCGAUAGCAAACACUGCAAUAAGCAAUGCAACAGGAACUCAGCCAACAUCUGGGGCUCCCAGCCAGCCGUCUCCUCAGACAGAAAAUUCGACAUCAACUGGGCAGAAUCCACCCGGCAACACAACUCAAACACCUGUACCAAACAUACCCUCUUCAACAAGUUUAACCAGCAACAAAACAUCUGAAACUCCUAACAAGACCUAUGAAAGCACUACCAAAUUGACAUCAGUUAUAACAAACCCUAGCCAAAUCUCUCCAAGCCCAAGCCAAAAUGCUACUAGCACUAGCCAAAACUCUGUAAGCCCUAACCAAAACAUUGCAAGCACUAUCAAUAGCCCUGUACAUCCUGCUGUUCAUAAAGAGACAACAGCCUCUGUCAGCCCAACUUCUACGAGAAGUGUAACUCCAGGACUCGGCUCUGCUGUCCCAAAUAUUAACAAAUCUACUGUGGCUUCUGGAGAACACUUUCAGGUAAAUGUACAGUAAUUCUGUUAAUAAGUACUUCACGUGAAUAUUAAAAGGUUACUGUAAGCACCAUGACCACUUCACUGAUUUUAAAUGAUCAUGGUGCUUUUAGUCUGUUUGAAACAGAGAAAAUGUACUUUGCUACCGGACGAGAAAGCCCACCUACUUCCAGCAGCACCAUUAGCUUGCCCAGAAUGUCUCUCCCUCUCCAUGCCACCCAAGGUCUCCCCUUUCAAAUGUUGGAAAGUAUGAUUUUACUAAUAAUUGCAACUCGUGCUUACCGGAAUUCAAUGUGGGCAAAUUAAGUCUGAUAAAUAAGGAAACUUACAGAAAAUAAAUCUACAGUGUACUAAGUGUUUUGUUUUUUGGUUUUUUUCUUUUUCAGAUUAUUUGUCAAAACGCAAUUUUCAAUGACUCUCAACUAAAGAUAAUAGUAAAAAAGGACAGCACACAGAAAUGUGUAAGUAUUGCAGGUACUUUAUAUUAAAAGCAUGCAGUCUCACUGAAAAAAAAUAUUAUCCAAUGUUUAGUAUUUUUAUUUCGCACACUUUCUGUUAUUAAUUGAUUUUUUUUUCCAUUCAUUUAUGUAAUUAUUCUUUUUUUCUGCAAGAUGCCUAGUAUAUUUUUCUAAUUAGAUGUAAUUGUUUAUUUUGAGGUAUAUUUAAAUUGAUAUAUAAAUACUGUGAGUAUUAAAUAUUUUUAUAACUUUUUGUUAUAUAAUUUUCCCUCUCUUUUCAUUUUGGGUUGGGCAUUCUCAUUCAAAAAUUAUUCUACAUUUGUUUGCCUAGUGUUUAUUUUAAAAUAUAAAAUAAAAAAACAAUCAUCAGUACAUUUAUGUAUCAGACACAGUCCUAUUUAUGUUCUGGUGACAUAGUGCCACCUGGUGGAGGUCAGUGGUCUAGUUCUAGGUUUAGGCUAGAACUGUAGAGUCCCUCUGUCAUGAACCACACCACUCCUAGGCAGGCACGUAACUUGCUUCAGUUGGUGAAAGGAUUAGAAAUCACUAUUAGUAUAUCCUAAAUAAAAAAUAGUGAUAAAAAAAUCUCUCUUAACACCACCCACACUUAUAAAGCUGCCAUCGCCAAGGCAAUUUAUAAAUAGGGUGCCUUAGGUUACCCCAGCAAAUCAUAUUUAAAAACUCUCAAAACACAUUUUAUCAAAAUGUCUACAGAAUCACAGUAUUAUUCUAUGAGUCUUUUCGGUAAUGUGGUUCUCAGACAAGACGAAGGAUGAACUCAUCCAAGGUUGUAGGCUGGCCCCCUGAGGAGGAGUGGGGGAGUGCAGGAAUCCCAUUUCUUUUAUGUAUUCCAGUAUUACAAAAAUUGGCUGAAAUGUAUAAUGCAGUAUAUUAGUGUAGAAGUGUUUCUGAUCUAUUUGUAACAAGGUCAGAUCAUCGUUUAAAACAGACAAUUAAUUUCAGACUAAGCAUUAUACAUAUGUGAUACGUAAUGCCCUGAAAAACAAAUUAGUAUCUAAAAUUUCCAAACUUUUCAAUGAACCUUUACUGAACUUGCAAUAUAAGUGUUGUGCCAUUUGUCAAGCUCUCUCAGACAGCCUAACUGAUAAGGUCUAGUUAUAAAUAUAACUGGACUUCAGAUGCCAAAAUUCAUCCACACACUGUUUGGUUUACAAACUGGAAUAUAAAACAUGACUUUAUUGCUAAAGCAUUUCAAGGUAUUUAAUAGACACCAACAAGAUGUAAUUACAAAACAAAGUAUAGGUGGUGCUCAAUAGUCAAAAAGUAGGUGCAACUAAUUCACCCAAGUAUAUUGUCACUAAAUAUACUUAGAGAAAGGAAAACAGUGUGAAGCUGAAGAAAGGUGAUAAGCGCACACAAAUAAAAGGAAUUGUUACCUUAUACAUACAUUCCUCUUUUUAUAGAUAACACAAACAUUUACUAUACAGAAAUAAAAAUAAAACACAACAUAGUGUAAUCUGUAUAAAUGUUUCUGUAAGUAGGUGUCAGAAUUAGGAACACUCACAAUUUUCUAAGCCCAUUAAAGUUGGCUCUGGACUUAUAGAGCAUGUAUGUAUCCUUAAAGACACAAGGUAGCUUCCUCCAAUAAUGGGGUCCCAGAAAGUGCAAGAUUGCUGGAAUCAGGAACUCCAAGAAGAGGUAAGUUGCUAAAAACUAUUUAUUUUGAUGAAACAUAAACAUAAAAUAUGCACAAUGCGUUUCAACCCUACAGUGAGUCUUCCUCAGGUGCUGUUGAAUAUUGCACUGGUCCAAACAUAUAUAAAUGUAUAUACUAAUGAAAAAAAAACACUCCCAUCUCCAUAUAUGGCGACAUUUCCGGUUCGUGCACAGUGUCUCCGCCAUAUUAGUAACCUCUGAUAUGGGUAAUCAAGUUAAGCAAAUAGGAGAUGGACAUUUAAAAUAUAAACACAUAAAAGAAAAAACUCUUUCUGAUCUGAGGUUCAGUCAGUUGAAUACUCUCCAAGGUCUUUUUCAAUAACCUCUGUCGUCGUGUACAUUCCAUUACAUAAUUUCCUGUGAUGCAUCUGGUUUGUAUGUUGGUUGCCAAUAAGUCACUUCCUGUGACGUCUAUGUGCAGAAUGAUUUUCUCCACGGAUAGUUGCAUUGUCCAAAAAUGUAAUCGUUCAAAUAGGUGACUGAUACAAAUGAAGUCCAGGAGUCUUACAAGCCCGAAGCCACGGGUGCCAUAUAUGUUUAAUCCCUUUGAUGCUAAAGUGCGUAACUCGAAGAUCCAUUUUGAUUCCUAAAUACUUAACUUCUUGGCAAUAUACCCCCCUCUCCAGUGCAUGUUCACUUUAAAUCUAGACCAAUAAAAGUAAGAAUAAGUGAACAUAUCCAAAACAUCCAAAAAGGCUUUUUAAAUCAGAGUCUAUCUAGACAUUUUUUAGAAAAACAUAGGUCAGAUCCUAAACAUCUAGAAUUCUGUGCAAUUGAAAAAAUAAACAUGCAUUGGAGGGGGGGGGGGGAAUAUUGCCAAGAAGUUAAGUAUUCAGGAAUCAAAAUGGAUCUUUGAGUUGUGCACUUUAGCUCCAAAGGGAUUAAAUAUUGAUUUUGAAAUCAACCCUAUCUGAAAUAUCUUCCUUCCCCUUUAUUUCUCCUUCUCUAUUGAAAGCUAUUAUGAACUCUUUUUUUAUUUUUAUCUUGGGUUUCAAGUUUUAAAUGUAUAUGUUUUAGAACACACCCCCCUUUUUGGAUAAGUGUUCUGUUUUAGUAAUUACUAUUUAUGGUUUUAUGUUUUAACUCUUAUUUUUUUGCCCCUUCUUUGAUAUAUUAUUCCGGAUUUUAUACCUUUUAGUUUUUUUUUCAAUUUGACAAUUUUUAUUGAUUUUUCUGGACACAGAAGAAAGAUAGGGUGAGGGGGGAAACAACAAUCCUGACAUCGCCUUGUUUGGGUUCGGCUUGUCUUCACAUCUAUUGUAUUCUCUAAGCUUCAUUUAUCUUUUCGGUGAGUGGUAGUUCGGGUGCAGGAAGGGAGGGGGGAGGGGUACAGAAAGAAAAUGGGAAGUUAAGCGGAGGGGGGAGGAGGGGGAUCCGACACAUUAAUUUUUACUGGUCGUGUUACCUUGCCAUACUAACCAGUGUCACCCUUAUGACCUAUUUUCUUUCCCUCUUGUCACUCGGAUCAACCGUCUCUAGGGCCUCUCAGUGGUCUAUUCUCCUAGUCUAGUUACCAACUUUUUGUGAUCCUUUUUAGCUUUGUCUGCAUUUGUGGACCUGCAUAGAGGCGUCUUUCUGUUUGUGUCAUUAAAACUAUAACCUAUAAACUAAGUACAUGUGGGUUAACAGGCCCAGGGUGGGCGGCGGUCUCUAUUCUCCUGACCAAUGCGGCGUUCUUUCUUACUUUCUUUCCCUUCCCUAUGGGGGAUGCUUUGUCCCAAGAACAUAUUUUUUUUUUCCUCCCAACUCCCUGUACCCCUCCAUCUUUGUUACCCACUUCCUGUGGGCCAAAGUGGCAUGUUUGUUGGAGGGAUUUUGUCUGUUCAAUCCCUGUUCGUACUCCAGAUUCGUGGUUAUGUGCUGAAGCAGAGCCUCUUUUGUAGGUGCUUGGGCUGUUUCCACGCCCUUGCUAUCUGGUUAUUGGCUGCCACCAGGAUAUGAAAUAGUAAACGGGAGUCUGUUCUGUUGAGCUCUUCUAAACCCAUGAACAAGAGUCCACAUUCCGGUGUUAUCCUGAUCUCGCUACCUAGUGCCCUUCUCGCUAUGUCCUCCACCUGCCUCCAGUAUUUAGCUAUGAUUGGACACUUCCACCACAUGUGGUACAUCGAUCCCACCUCCCCUCGACAUCUCCAGCAUGCGCCGGAGGAGUUAGGGUAAAUUUUUGCCAGCCUCUCGGGUACCAUGUACCAGCGGUAUUGGAGUUUGCGCAUCUGCGGAUUUUAUACCUUUUUAAGUAUGGAGCCCGUGGCUUCGGGCUUGUAAGACUCAUGGACUUCAUUGGUAUCAGUCACCUACUUGAACAAUUACAUUUUUGGACAAUGCAACUAUCCUUUGGCGAUAAUCAUUCUGCACACAGACGUCACAGGAAGUGACGUAUCGGCACCCGACAUACAAACCCAAUUCGUCACAGGAAAUUACGUAACGGAAUCUACACACACGACGACGGAGGUUAUUGAAAAAGACUUUGGAGAGUAUUCAACUGACUGAACCUGGUAUUAGAAAGAGUUUUUUCUUUUAGGUGUUUAUAUUUUGAUUGUCCCUCUCCUAUUUGCUUAGCUUGAUUACCCAUAUAAGAGGUUACUAAUAUGGUGGAGACACUGUGCACGAACCGGAAGCGUCGCCAUUUUGGGAGUUGCCAAUAUGUAUCCGGUCCGGACCAUAUUUGGAGAUGGGAGUGUUUUUUGUACAAUAUGUGUAUGUUAUUGUUCAUUAGUAUAUACAUAUAUAUAUAUAUGUUUGGACCAGUGCAAUAUUCAACGGCACCUGAGGAAGACCCACUGUAGGGUUGAAACGCGUUGUGCAUAUUUUAUGUUUAUGUUUCAUCAAAAUAAAUAGUUUUUAGCAACUUACCUCUUCUUUGAGUUCCUGUUUCCAGCAAUCUUGCACUUUGUGGGACUCCAUUAUUGGAGGAAGCUUCCGUGUGUCCUCAAGGAGACUUACACGCUCUAAAGGCCAGAGCCAACUUUAAUGGACUCAGAAAAUUGUGAGUGUUCUUAAUUCCGACACCUACUUACAGAAACAUAUAUACAGAUUACAUUAUGUUGUGUUUUAUUUUUUAUUCUGUGAAGGGAAUGUUUGUGUUAUCUAUAAAAAAGAGGAAUGUAUGGUAACAAUUCCUUUUAUUUGUGUGCGCUUAUCACCUUUCUUCAGCUACCAACAAGAUGUGACUUAUUGCUUCCCAGACACAGUUCACCUCUUAGGUGAAUAGUUAAAUGCAGUCAUAUUAACCUUUACCAUGCUGUAACCAAUCAUAAAACCUCUAUUUGGUACCAUUGCAUGCAUCCACUACACACAUCUUAUUAGUUAUCCAUAUUUUGACAAUGAAAAAUGAAUACACACAACAUUAAUUGACAAUAUUUUUUACAAGGAACAGUGAAUCAUGCCCACUGGCCAUGCCACCCUCACCAGCAAUACAUAUUGUUUGAUAUCUUUAACUUUGAGCUAUAUGACAUAGAGGUGCAAGUGUCCACUUAGCUCUAAUUCUCUGUAGAAAUUACAUGAGCAACAAAACAAACAAAAAAAAGAUACUGGGCCCUGCAGCAACAGAUAAAAUAAUCAUGAAAGAUUCAUGAUUGACUCUGGCUAAAGAUGAUCUAUGUUCCUAUCACAGUAUCAAGUAUCAUCUUAUCAAGCAAUGGACAAAGGAUACAUAACAGUGAUAAAUUCCUUAAACCGGCACUGUCAUGCCAAACUUACCUUUCCCCAAUCGCUUCCUCUUCUCUCCCUCUCUCAGGAUCUGUUCUUCUGUUUUUCCUAUCUGAUAUAGUUUUCUUUAAAACAUAAGACAAAGCAGGGACUAUUUUGUCUUUUGUACUUUUCCUACGCUUGACCAGCUCAAGUGGGUCAGAAAAAUUUCCCCACAAUUCUCACCCUUUCCUCCGUGAUCUCGCGAUGCCUGCUUUUACUAAUCCUGAACGUCCUGAGAAGUGGCCUGGGUGCCUAUAGUGGUCCUUAAAGGGGGAUUAAAAUCUCCCUUCUGCCCCUACUCGCUAUACUGCUAUACAUACUCGCUAUCCUGGCUGCUCAAUGUUCACUCCUGUGUAAAAAAAAAAAGACCCCUACUCCUAUGUAAAUAAUGAAGAGACAUAGUGUCCCCCCUCCUGAGCCCCCACCCAUUUUUAACAGACUGUUAAUAUCAUACAUUUUGAAAUGGGAAAAUGCAAAUACACUUUAUUUAGUUUAGUCUCCUUAGCAGCCCUUCCCAAACAACUGGUCGUCACAACUAUAGCAGUCUUAGUGUAUUGGAUAGUAGGUAGUCUGUUUUAAUUCUCAUUUUGCCAGCUAAAAUGUAAUACUAGUAGAUCUACUUCAAGACCAGGGGUAGGCAACCUAGGGCACUAGUGCCAUGCACGACACUCGAGGUGCCUUUGCACAGCACUCAAGGCUGCUAAAACCAAACAGGCUCUGGCCUAUCAGGAGUCCCAGUAAAACUUCAGAUAUCUGCUAAUACAAAGAGGUGGUGAAGGACAAUCCUCAAUUUAUGCAUUGCAGCAUGUAGAGGAAGUGAUCUCAGAGCACUUCAUUCCGGCACUUGUGAAUGGGAAUCCACACAGUAGUAGAGCAGCUCGCAGUUGUUGUUGCAGCUUCGGUCCUUGAUCUGUACCUGGCCAACAUGGUCCCCACUGGAACACACACUGCUAGAUAUACACAGAAAUGCAGAAAGACCCUCCCCUCAUACAAAUAAUACGGACAGCCCACACACAUACAUACAGACACACAAUCCGCACAAACGCAACACCACUAACAAUCCACAUACAUGCACACAACCCCACAUACAGCUUCUCACAUGCAAUACCCCAAACAGCCCCCACACAUACACACACUACUAAACACACAAUGUGACAUAUCCAUCCACACACACAAUUCCACAAGCUGCCCCCAUACACAGCCCACAUUCAUAUGUAUCAUACAUGAUACCACAAUCUACUCAUGAACAUAUACAAUAUAAUAGCUCAUAUACGCACAAAUACAAUGAUACAAAGCAAUUACAGUAUAAAUAACACAAGCAGAAUACGGCAGCAUACACACUUCAAUUUAAAAAAAAAAUUAAAUAGGACCGGCACGCUACGGGACAUCACAAUCCUAUAUCGGCACAGUGCUGCUAAAAGGUUGCCUACCCCUGUUCUAGACACUUAAAAAUAGAACUUAUGGAAGCUCUGUAAUACCAGCUUAUCUUAUGUGAUGAACAAAAAUAAAAGUUAUAUAUAAAAAAAGAGCUUAUGACUAAUUUUUGCUACUUUCUAAAUGCCAAUUGAACCAGCUCAACAAUGACUUCAUGCCAAUGUAACCUGAAUGUGAUAUCAUUAAUCCAUACCUAAUAUUUUAAUUUAUCUGUUUGGCUCUGUUCCUAAAUAAACAAAAUCAUUACUCAUUUUGUCCCACUGUUACAUCCAAUAUGUUAAUUAAACUUGUCUCCUGAUUCAUCAUAUUUCUUGGUGUUCUCAAGUAACUAUGCACAGGCAUUUCUACGUUAUAUCACUUCUAUUAUUCACAGUCAGAGAACAGUGCAAAUGUAGUAGUCCAUUUCCCUAAGAAAAACAGGUCUGUAUGAGACACCUUAGCUCCAAAAAUCUGUGAGCCAGGCCAUCCCUAUGACUGGGUAAUGAGAGGUUAAGCUCCAAAAUCAUCAAACUUUCGACAGAAUAUCUUUCAUUUCUUUAUUGUUCGGAACUUUUAGAACCUUCUGUGCAGGACAAAAGAUCCCUGGAGAGCUUUCAGCUCCACAUGACAUUUCUCAAGGGAGAUCUUAUUCCUCUGAAUCCCUGCUGUAACUCACAGAUAAGACUGCAAAUGCCCUAAAAAAAUACAAAUGUACUAAAAAUACACACAGUGAGCGGAGAUAAGAAUCUGUUUAAACUUUAAGUUCCUAUAGUGCCAGAUAGUCAUCAGAGAUAAUGUAAGACAUUGCUGGGUUGGGUAGUCUUCUGCAUUUGUGUUUCAGGAAAACAGUGAUGGGUAUUAAAUAAACUGCUGUGCUGCCACAAAAUGGAUGCCAUGGAUGCUCAGAAUGUUUAUUUAAUAAGGUUUUGCAACUGCUCUACUGUGUGUGAGUUCACGCAGGAUAUUUUUCAACACUGCACUGCCAUCUAGGUACGUAAAACUCUUCUGCAACUUAGUUUGACUUACAAGGCCUUCUCCCCUGUCUGUUACACAGUGAUCUGUGCAGCAUGAGGAAGCAUUUACAGAGAUUUGUGUAGACCUAAGUAAUGCAAACUCUUUAUCCCAUAACUCCAUAGAAAGCCAUUGACUAUUGUUGUCCUGUAGCUGGUGGCAAACAACCCCAUAUAAUACAUACCCAUCACAGGCUGAAAAUUCAUUUGGCCCCAGAUACUGCAGUUGGUCAAUCCAGGCCCUGAGAUCAUUAACAGGGUUAAUUAGUAAAGUGAGAAAAUUAAUUUCAAAUAUAAGGCCAUAGUAGCCAAACUGAAUGCGUACCUGACUUAGAGGAUUUUUUCCAGUUUGGUUAUUUUGAACUUAAGUUUGAAAUUCACUUUGAAUUCAUCCUGAAUUCUCACUUUAGUGAAUAACCCUGCAAGAUUGUGGGCUACCAGCCCCAAUACAGAGUCACACAGGGCUGGACUAGCAAAAGCUAUUUCUUGUCUGCCACCUCUCUAAUGUACUAUAUGCCAAUAGGCAUCACAACACACCUCCAUCUAAUCUCAACUGCAAAGAGAUCUGUGAGUAUAAUGUUCAUGAAAUAGGCCAUUAGAUAGUAUUUGCCCCAGGUCAAACUUUGCAAGAUCUAACCUGCCUAAACACCACACAAACAUGCCUCAAAUUCCACCAAGGCUUGGUUGCAGAAGAAGUCCUGGAAAAUUCUACAGUAGACAUCACAGUUACCUGACAUGAACCCCAUAGAAAAAUCUCUGGUGGGCUUAGAAGAAGGUGAUUUCAGCACACAAAUCAAAGAAUGCUACUGAACUGGAGGCCAUUGCUCAUAAGCAAUAGGCUAAGAUUCUUCAGGAACAUUGUUGGAAGCUGGUGUCUGGCUAUGCAACUCAUUUUCAGCAGGUCAUGACAGCAAAAGGGUGCUCCACUGAGUAAUAAGAUGUUUGCCAUGGAGGGGCUGAAUAAUUAUGAGAAUGGAGAUGUCAUUGAUUUUUCAGAUGAAUUUGGGGAACCACUGGAAGCAUUAGUCGUGUUGAGCAAUUUCAAAUGCUUUUGUUUGAUUUGUUCAUUGCAAAAAGGUGAAAGUCUGUAAAUUUUGACAAUAAACCUGGUUUUUAAUUGGGGUUGAAUAAUUUUGAUUGUAACUGUAUAUAUGUAGCACUUAAAUGAACACCAUAUGCAAAUAAAGUGCUCAGUGUACUUACCAAAUUGCAUAAAGUGCAUUAGUAUUUAUAUUUCUCAGAUAAUGUGCUCUCGACUAAACAAUGCGAAUUCAAGACAAUGUCCAUAUCCUAAAUAGUGCUUUACCAAGUGUGAAUGUAAGAACUCUCUAAUGUACCUACACAUAUAUAAAUGUAUCAUCUUAUAUGUGUGUACAGUGGAUUUCUCACAUUAAUUUGGAUUGAAUUGUGAAGUGGUGUAGGAAGGAGACACAAAGAGUGUUGAAAGCAGUUGAUAUAUAUGUUUGUAUGGUAAAUGUAUUCGGUCUUUAAAAAAACAUUUUUUAAGCAACUUUUUAUUUUACCUGUCUUAAUUAGCUCAGCAUUAUGGCUGCAGAUUUAUUAAAUGAAGGAGCCUGUCAAAAAACCUGGACUGGGUUUUUCCCACAUAGUUAUUGUAAUAGAAUGUAUCUUGCCUAGAUAAAAUACUUUGUACUUGUUCAAAGUGACAUAGUUACACAAAUGGCUAAUGGUAGCUCAUGCUUAUCUAGAACAGUUCUGAAACAUCUCCACAUUUCCAUACAUACAACCUUAAAGCAGAACUUCAAUAAAAUUUACAGCCGGGAUGGAAUGAGCUCCACUCUACUAAAUUAAAAUGUUGAGAGGUAUAUUAAAGGGACAUUCAUCAAUUUAAAAACAUCUGUCUCAUUAAAAAGCUUUAUAUUUGAAUGAGACAGUUCCUUCACGAUACAGAUUGAAACAAGUAGGUAAAUAGGAUUUUGUUUCCACAUAUUUAUUUGCUUCUUAUUUCUUAUGCUUUUUACACCCACUCACUGGGGGAACACUGAUCUAACCAAUCAGUGUCCUAUCCCUAGGAAUGCUAGAAAACUGCAAUGGGCAUGUACGACAGAUUUACACACUUGUAGUUGGGAGCUCAUUUAACCUUGGAGCAUCCUGACAGCGGGAGAGGAGAGGGAGUCUGAUCAGUGUGAUAAUGCAGAGCAGGUUCUGAUGUUAGGUUUCUCUCUCCUGCUGCUGCAAUGAUGUCUUGUUUCUAUCAUUAGUGGAAUGGUCUGAAACUGCCAUGGGUUGGUAAGAUGGGGAGGGAUUAAGGAAACUCUUCUAGCUGCGAGGUGUGCCCAAUAAUGCAAUCUGACCAAGUUUACAGUAAGUGUAUAAACACUUAUUGAGUACUUUUCAAAGUAUUUCUUGCUUAAUUUUGGUUUGUAUACUUGUUUAAAAGUGUCUGCUUACCAGUUUAACAAAUCUUGUGUUUCUUUAAAUAGAAAUAUAUACAAGUUUUCAUGAUAUUUGUUUAUUGAUUUCAGAAUAACAACCUAAGUGAUGUAAACCUAAAGAGUGCAGUUGAACAAGUGUGCAAAGCAAUAAAACCUGGAUUCCAGAUAUCCACUGACAAAUGCGAGGUAGUCCUUGGCUACAAUGCUCAACAAGAUGAUCGACUGGCAAUAAUGCAAGCUGUGGUGGAAAGUAAGUACAAGUAAAAUAUGAGAUAUUAAUCUGAGUCAGCAUCUUUUGAACGCGGCUAAGUCGCUCAUCCCAUUAUAUUGGAAACGGACAGAGAUACCCAAUGAAGAAGACUGGAUCCGCAGGGUCGAGGAUAUCCAAGGAGCUGAAGCACUACAGGCAUCCUUACAGGAUAGAGGGGACAAACAUGCCGAACAGUGGUUUCCAUGGUUCACUUUCAUAUCACGAAACACGGGGGAUUAGGACGGUGACCCGACAGCGUGCGCGGGGGCUCGGGCUUCUCCGGGGCAAGGCCAAUGUGCAUAUUCCAAUUAUAUGACCCUAACCCCACCCACGCCUCCAGUAGAAUGGGUACAUCUCUGCUACCCCACUCUACCUCUCGUUUGGUCAUAUAUCUAAAUUACCGCCAGUGAAUGGUUGAAUGUCCUAUUGGACCCCUGCACACCCGAAUGAAGACGGAGGCCAUGACAUAAGUUCACGUAGCUCAGUGUCAGUGCGCUCGUUACCUGUUAAGCAGAGCACAGUAUCUCACGAGAAGGCAUAAAACCUACUCCCACCACACCCUGAUGCCGUAUGAAAGGCAUAAAUCUAGAAAACCAAACCAUGCCCCCUCCCUUCUCUCCUCUCCCUCUCCUUUCCCCCCCUUGCUAUUCCUUUCUACUCAAACACUCAGUGAUACACACUACUCUAGUCUCCCUGGGUGCGUUUCACACAUAGGGGGACAGGCUGAGACAUUACAAGCAUAUGGAAAAGGCGAAUGUAAAAUGAUAGUCAGAAUCUAUUAUAAUCCACUGGGCGCGAGCCCUAUAGCUAGCAUUAAGUGAUAAAUUCUGGACCCUGAACUGGUUCUCUUCUCUUUCCAUGGCCCAGUUAGGGUGUCUUUCACACAAUAAUAAAAAAUACUGGUAGAAGGGAGACCAACAAUGGCCCGGGAAUGUUAUGUAAUGCAUUGUGAUUACCGCUGUUUUGUAUGAAACUUUUUGUAUCUUGUUACAAAAUUGAAUCUGCUUUCACUCUUUUCUACACAAUAAAAUGAUAUUCAUAAAAAAAAAUAAUCUGAGUCAGGGUUGGUAACAGACUUUCACAAUAGUACUGUUUUUGUUCCCCAGUCUUCCUCUUCAUAGAGUACAUGUUUUGCUUUGCUUCUGUGAUAUAAGUAUAUCAUACUCAAAGAGUUAUUCACUAAAGUCCAAAUGGCCCCCUUAAAGGACCACUCUAGGCACCCAGACCACUUCAGCUUAAUGAAGUGGUCUGGGUGCCAGGUCCAGCUAGGGUUAACCCAUUUUUUUUAUAAACAUAGCAGUUUCAGAGAAACUGCUAUGUUUAUGAAUGGGUUAUUCCCCCAAAUCCUCUAGUGGCUGUCUCAUUGACAGCCGCUAGAGGCGCUUGCGUGCUUCUCACUGUGAAAAUCACAGUGAGAGCACGCAAGCGUCCAUAGGAAAGCAUUGAUAAUGCUUUCCUAUGCGACCGGCUGAAUGCGCGCGCAGCUCUUGCCGCGCGUGCGCAUUCAGCCGACGGGGAGGAGAGGAGGAGGAUCGGAGGCAGAGAGCUCCCCGCCCAGUGCUGGAAAAAGGUUAGUUUUUACCCCUUUUCCACUUUCCAGAGCCGGCCGGGAGGGGGGCCCUGAGGCUGGGGGCACCCUCAGGGCACUAUAGUGCCAGGAAAACGAGUAUGUUUUCCUGGCACUAUAGUGGUCCUUUAACUAAUAGGUCAUAAAUAUUUUCUGUGUGCUGUGGUUGUAAAUACAUUAUAGCACAGUUGCUGUGUGAAGUAAAAGAGGUAAUAAACUUGGAAUUUGUUUGAUUACAUAAAAAAGCAAAGAUUAAAAUAAUGCUCCAUUAAAAAAAGUAACAGUAUAGUAUAUUUAAUUCCCCCCAAAACAUGCAGUUAUACAAUUAGUUUUGCAUGAUUUCUUUGGGGGUAUGUGAAAUCUAAUAUCUGCAGCAAUAUAUAUAUAUAUAUAUAUAUAUAUAUAUCGAUAAAAAAUUAUGUUAGUCCAAUAAAAAAGGUAUUACAAGAUACAAAUUUUAUCUGUUUUAUAUAUAUAGCAAAAGCCAAAAAGGGAAAAGGUUGUGAUUGAAAAUCCCUUCCACCUGAAGUCUGUGGAUAGUUAAUACAAUGUUAAAUAUAAAUCUGUACACUAGUCAAGCCAUAAGACUUGCAUUUCCCCCAGAAACCACAAAUUUGCAGUGAUGUUACUACCGCAAAGGAUUCUGGGUGGGCAUAUGCGUAUUAGUUUAACAAAGAAUCACAUUUUUGCCUCAUUCUAAUUUUAAACAUGGAUUUUACUACAGCAAAAGAUUUCUGUGGGGAAAAUCAAGUCUUAUAGAACAUGAAAUAUUGUUUCACAAUAACUGCAGAUCUAGUAGCUGCAGGUACUGCAAGCGAUAUCCUUCUUUCCCAACACAGACCUUCUCAUCUGUGCCAGAAAGUAGCAGGGAAUAAAUUCAGAUGCUUGGCUAUGUGCAUGGAUGUCCAAUCACAGACUUCUCAAUAAGCUCCAUCACAGCUCAUUGAGAACUCUUCAAAGGCAGACACACUGUGCUCAGCUCCUCGACACAUCCGCUUGCCUUUGAGAUUAGCUAGCUGGAGUUAAUUCAAGCAAAAGUACAAUAAGGGUCUUACUAGCUAUGUUUGGUGGCAACAUUUAGCUUACUAAUUCAUGUUUUUCUUAUGUAUUUGCCAUGUACAUUUUGCAGAAAUCCAACAGCAUUAUAUUUUAAAACCACCUGUAAACUACCAAUCUUUAAAUUGAUAUUUCUGUUAUUUGCAGCACAUUUAAACGCAAGUGAUCUAUUUCCGAAGUUAAAGAGCAUCAAAUAUGAGGUAAGUUUUUUUUAAUUUUUCCACAAUUACAUAUGUUUAUAAAUAAAGGGAGAGGUAACACGCAUAUACACAUGAAGCAUUAUGGUAAACAGAAUAUUAAAGGUCUAAAGGGGUUCUAAUAACAGUCUAAAUAGCAAAUUUGACUGAAAGUCAUUUGGCUUUUGGAUGUCACCAUAAACUCCCAUCUCCCUAUAAUACGUCAAUGUUUCUCUGAUAUGUGUUUUUAUAUUUCAUAGCCAAUGAAUAAUGCUUUGAUGUUUAUUGCUUGGUUUGACAUAAUGCAAGAUACACUGGAUUAAGAAGAUACAUAUUUUUUAUUGAUAGGGUUCUAUAAUGCAAUCGCAUGGCAAUGACAUUUAUUUCUCAAGCUGUGUAAUAUGCGUCUAUGAAGAUUCAGCAUGCUAAAUACAUGAUAGGUAAUAAUUCGCUAGAGUUGAUAGAUUAUGGUACUUCUCUUUAUCGUCAGGUUUAGGGAAUGACCAUGACAAACUUUAUGAUUAUAUUAAAAAUAAAUAUAUGAAAAUAAUUGCUAUACCAGAGAGAGAGAGAGAGUGUGUGUGUGUGUUUUUAAUUUACGGUUUAAUUGAGAUGAUAACAUUUAAUAAAUGAUUCUACAUAUCAGGGAGAGUCAUAUAUAGUAAUAUUAUGAAGCAAACUGGCAAACAGAAAACAUUUGAUUUUGUGGAUUAAGAAACUAAGACAAUUGCAGUAGCAUUGGUAUACACACUCUACUAUCCACCAAUUGAAGGGUAUUGUGCCUAUCAAUAGCUUUGGGUAGUCAUGUGCUCACUAAGGUAAAAGCAGGCUAAACAUAGCAUUAGUAGAACAAUGCAUUAACUGUGGUUUUACAGUGAUGCAAUUCACUAAGCUAAAUAUAAAAAAAGAAAAACCAUAAGAAAAAUUAGUUGAGUAAAUAUUGUGUGUGGCCUCCAGUGGGAUAUAAGACCCAAGACAUAAAAAGACAUAGAUCAGACAAAUAAGACAUAAAAACACCCUUUUGCCGUAUUGGAAUUUAUGCAAAAAAACGUUCUAUAUCAGGAACAGGAUAGUGAAUGCCUUAUAUACUGUGCAAAGUACAAAAUGAUGAAAGUCUUGUGCUGAGAGUUAAUCCUUCUGAAAAGUCCGUCGGUUGCAUGCUCUGGCAUGCUGGGAUGCCAAGGGAAGUAGUCUUGCUAUGGUCAAGACAGGAACAGCUCGGUGAUCGUUCACUCCUACACAUUAAUAAUAUAUGGGUAAAAUCCCUCCCUGCGAAAAAGAGUCAGGACCAAGUUAGCUUGUGUUCUGCUCUAGUUGAGAGUUUCAUUUCCCAAAAGGGGGCUGUCAAAGUAAUCCAUAUGUUUGGAAUAUGUCAGUGUCCUAUAAAUGGAAUAAAUAAAUAUGAUGCAGCAUUUUAUAUACUGCAUUGAGCUAGGAAAUUGAGUCUCAUAUUGUGCAUCAGAGCAAAUGAAUGUAAGCCUAAUAGAUCUUUCAUACGCACAUCUCAUUCUAUGGUUUAUAUUAACAUCACAUUUGCCAUAUUUACAUUUCAGGAUGGAACAAACAUGUUUGCAUACGGUGACAAGGUCCCCACAGAAGAACUUGAUGACUGGUUGAGCAUGCCACUUAUAAUAACUAUAGUGAGUUUGGCAGCAUCUUUGCUAAUUAUAGCAGCAAUCUAUGGGUGUUGGCAUCAGAGGCGGUCUCAAAAGAGAGAUCAGGUAAAAAUGUUUGUACAAUAGUAAAAAUGUUGUGAAAAUUAACACGUUUGAGCUUUAUGUUUAUCCAUGACAUCAUUGUUUCAUAGGCUGUAAGAUUGUUUGACUAGGGUCGUAUUCACCUAUUUUCUUUUCUAUGAUGUAAAGCACUGCAGAAUAUGGUGGAGCUAUAUAAAUGCUAAUUGUAAUAAUUGCCUCUGCUACUAGUAUCACAUGUUGAAUUAUGGACUGCUAAUUAAAGGGACAGUAUAGUCACCCAGAUCACUUCAGCUCAAUGAAGUGGUCUGGGUGCCAGGUCCCUCAGGUUUUAACCCUUCACAUGUAAACAUAACAGUUUCAGAGAAACUGCUAUGCUUACAUUUGGGGUUAAUCCAGCCUGUAGUGGCUGUCUUCCGGACAGCCACUAGAGGCGCAUCUGAGAUGCUGGAGGCGAAUUUCUCCUCCAUCGCGCAGAGCGUCCAUAGAAAAGCAUUGAGAAAUGCUUUCAUAUGGACACUUUGAAUGCACGCGCGGCACUUGCCGCACAUGCCCAUUCGGCUCCAGUGACGUCGGACAGGGAGGAGAGGUCACCAGCGCCGAGGGAGCCCGGCGCUGAAUUAAAGUAAGUAACUGAUAGGGUUUUUUCUAAUAAUGGCUAUAAUGUUAAAUUGUAUUUAUUUGUAUAGAAUAGACUAUAGAAUAUAUAAACUGUUUAACAGAACUAGAGUCUGCAAAAGUCUUCAAUGCCUUUUUCUAGACUACAUUGCUGUUUUAAAAAAACAAAAACCUUUAUUUACAUUUCAUGUGUUUAAUAGUCUAAUCCAUUUACAACGUUAAACGAGUGUUACAGAUCACCAUCUUUAGCAUAUCAAUGUGCCACGGGAGGGGGACCGUGAGGGUGGGGGCACCCUCAGGGCACUAUAGUGUCAGGAAAACCGCUUUGUUUUCCUGACACUAUAGUGAUCCUUUAAUACUACCAGAGCUGGAGAAUACUUUUCAAUCAGGGUUGUAAAACAUUAUAGAUCGGGUUUUAAGGAUACAUUUGACCUACCCUUUUAGAUAAUCAGAGUACCAGAAAGAAUAAAAUAUUGAUUCACAAUUUCUGUUUUGUAUAUUUGGAUAGAGGCUCACAGAGGAGCUGCAAACCAUGGAAAAUGGAUACCAUGAUAACCCUACCCUCGAGGUGAUGGAGACAUCUCCAGAAAUGCAGGAGAAGAAAGGAGGUCUUAAUGGAGAGCUUGGGGACAGCUGGAUUGUGCCAUUAGACAACCUAACUAGAGAAGACCUGGAUGAAGAAGAAGACACUCAUUUAUAAACAAAUUGGACAAAUAAGACAUUGGAAAAUCCAACACUAAGAGGCAUCACAUGACCAGUAAAGCAGAUAAGCAGUAACCAAUCUAUCCCUCUUUAAUGAGUGCCAAAAAAGUGAAGAACUGACUGUCUUUAUUUCAGCCAUGCCCCCAUAAUUCAAACUAUACAUAUAUACUAUUCCUAACACUCAGUGUGAUAUGAAUGCUUCUCGUGAACUCACCACUUCUAACUAGUUUGGAAAGGGAUACUAAUUUUAAUCCAUCUAUGACAGAACCCUUCAAAUUUGAUGACUCAAAACCUGGAUGGUAAACCAGGAAAUGAGAAAACAAUAUGGAGUGCCGAUUCUACUACUUUUUAAAUAUAAAGCACAAUCUUUGGGCUCUGCAAUGUACAAGUGAAAUGUAAAGCAGCAUACCAGUGUUCUACAAAGCCCUGAAGAAAACUGGAUAAAAAAACAUCCCGACUUAUUUUUAUAUCAUUUUUAUUUUUGCUUUUCCAUUACACCUUUUCUAAAAAUAGCGCAAAAAAAGUAUGACAAAGCAAAGGAUUAUCAAGCGGUGAAAUAUUUCCAAAUGUGCUUUAUUUUGUGUCACAAGAGCGUCGAUGUAAGUCUCUCAUACAAUGUCUUGGGUUUUUUGUUAUUGCUUAUCUUGUAUGAAAUGACAAUUGGUUCUGUCACUUCAAAUAUUUAGCUAAAGAGUAAAUAUUUUUAAAAUGAGCGUCAAUUUUCUCUCUGUUUCAUUACUCUUUCUCUUGGGCUAACUGUAUCUAUGUUCAAAAAGGAAUUGGAAGGUGAAUGAAAUGUAAAUAAUUUUAUAGCUGCAAAGCUUUUUUUGACAUAUUUUGCAACGUGAAUACCAUAUGUAUUUUCCCACAAUUUCACCAACUGCCAUUAAAGGCCUUCACAAUUCUGCUUCAUAUAAUGUAAUUCAAACGUUGGUUUGUCUGGAAUGAAAAGACAUAGCAAUGCAUUCCCAAAAGACAUAGCAAUGCAUUCUACAUCAGAGUGCUCUGAGGGGUUUAGAUAACUUCAUGACAGUAGGGAAUUCUGGGAAUUAUAUGAAGCUUUGACAAGUGCCACUGAGAGAUCUUCUGUUCUGAAUUUCUUUCAUUGUCACGCAUUUUGAACUUGACUUAUUUUGCAUGGUAGGGCCACUAAUUUAUACCUUUCUAAAACACUAACUUAACGUGCUACAUAGCUUUAAAAACAGGCAAACACUAAAUGUGGUUUUUAACUACUUCUGAAGCAAUAUAAGUUUCGGAUUUCAUAAUAUUUUAAAUUAUAUAUUUGUAUUCCAAUAGUUUGUACUUUAAUGUUGUUGUCUUUGGUCCUGUUGAAAAAAAAUACAUUAGAAGUGAAAAGUAAAAGUUUAUCUGAAACAAUGCUUUAAAAUAAUUCUAGCCUUAACACCUUUAAAUUAAAUGACGUGCCAGGGCUUUUGUAAUAUCAUAGGAUGUGCCAAGUCCUUUGUCCUAAAUGAGUUAAUCAGUGACAGGUCUACACAGCAAAUCUAUGCAAAAGUAAUAUAAAGUAUGAGUAUGUAGUUUUGUGUUGCUGGUUUGUUUGUUUUUUAUUGUGGUGGGUGGGGGUGGGGAGGGGAGUGUUUAUUUUUUUUUUGUACUUGUAAUUGAUCCUGUAUACAAAAAUGGACAUAUCUCAAUUCUUGCUCAAGUCAGAAAUAGGGUAACCCUUAGAAAAAGGUUGUAAUCUACACCUAUCUGAAAGACAUGUAAAAAGAGUGUGAUUAAAAGUUGAUGUAUGUUUUUUGAAAAUGCUUUUUUUGUGGUAGUAUACACUGAUGAGACAAUAGCCCCAAAACAAAUAGACAUAAAAAAGGUCUAUUAUCCAGGCCUUGUACAACUGAAAAACAGCUACAAUUUGAAAUCACAUAGAAUGGAUUUUGCUACAUUUUCUACAACUUCCAAAAAUCUUUCAGUAGAGAUGGGUGGAUGUGCCUAGUUUACCUGUGCAGGAUUUAUUUGUAUGUUUAUUGUGUUUCUCCUUAUUUUUACUACUAUGUGUGUCUAUAGGAAUGACUAUUUUGCUUGUGCAGGAUAUCAGUGAAGUAGUAACAAGAGUUCUCACAAGGUGAAAUUACUAAUAAAAAUAGAAUGGUCAAAUUAAGGAAAUGUAUUCACUAAACAACAAGUUAUAGUGAAUUGAAAAGAAACACUGAAAUGCCAAAUUUGGCACAUAUACCACUUCACUAAGAUGAAGUGAUGUGGGUAUCUAUAGUUUCCCUUUAAAAAAUAAAUAAAACUUAAACUGUCUUUUGAAUACAGCCCUAGAAAACAUUUGAUUGGACAAUGGCCAGGAAUGGCCAUGACAAGAAACUAAGUGCUGGAAAUAGUGGUGAAUCUUCAUUAGCUAAAGACGCCAGUCAAGUAAGUUUUUAGAGAUUGGGAAAUAUUUGUUAAAAUUUUAGUAAAUGCAGAUUUUUUAAUUCUGGUUUUAUUUGUUUUGCAACAAUUAACUAUAAUGCAAUUUAAAAAAUUAAUUUUAUAUAUAUAUAUAUGUAUAUAUAUAUAUAUAUAUAUAUAUAUAAAGAGAGAGAGAGAGAGAGAGAGAGAGAGAGAGAGUUUGCUUUUAAUGUAGAAUACUCAGCAUAUAGCAUAUUAUUCAAGGGUUGCUAACUACAUUAGUUUUGCCCUUUAUAUAGCCCAGCUCAAAACUCACUUUCCUUUCUGUUUUUUGAGAAAACGUUUUUGUAGUAAUGAUUGAUUUAACGGUUCGUGACAAAGCUCCCUAUGUUGAUAUGUUGUUAAAUAAUUUAAAUUAAAAGCCAAUUAACAGAAGGCAUAGGCAAAAAUGCAAAUUUGUGAUAAUAGGUGAUGCCACCUUGGAUUCUACACUAUACUGAGCAAACCUUUAAAAAAAACGGUAAACUUAGAGAAGCACUUGAGAAGUGGCCCAAAAUGUCUGUAGAGAUGUCACAAAAGGGAUUGAAGGAUAUCAAGAACAAUAUAUAUUGCACAUAUGCACUAUCUGACUUCUCUCAAAUAACCCUUGGAAAAAGGGGAAACAUGUUUUUUUUAAAGGGAAGAAUUUGACUGUGACUAUUGUAUUUUGUUUUGUAUUCCAGAAAUAUAUUAGCAACUUUGUAUUGUAUCCUUCAGGAAUAUGUACUUGAUUAAUAAGGAUUUAUUGUUAUUGGAACAGGGGUCUGUUACACACUGGAAUUGUCUGAAAUUGAUUGUCACACUACAUAAUAGUUUCUACAAAUUAUAUUUUGAAAACUAUGUAAACUGUUAAUAAACUUUUUUUUGCCUAUAGUA
Messenger RNA from Pelobates cultripes (western spadefoot toad), 73691 nucleotides. The record is from the annotation of a GenBank genome assembly. Lineage: Eukaryota; Metazoa; Chordata; Amphibia; Anura; Pelobatidae.